ACACACCGACAUGCUCCAAAGUGGAGGCUGAGACACAACAGACACUUCAUGGAGUAAAAACUCUCAGGUAGCCAGACCCUCGGCGAUGCUUCUUCGACACCACUCCAGUGAUUGAUCACCGAUCACCAGGACAGAGGCAGAGCCCGCACCGCACCGCACAGCAGCGGAGACAGCAGAGCAGCGUGCCCUCCUCUCUGAGCUCCAGGUAAGACUCGAGAGCAGCUCCACUCUCAGGAAUGCGAGGACGGAUUGCUGCAAGACUUCGGGAAAUUCCUGAGUAACACUUAUUAUGCCAAACAAACAUGUGCUUUACUGUAACUUUUGUGAGAGAAAAAGAUGAAAUUGGAGCAAAUGUUGUUCUGAAUACAGAAAACCUGGGGAUGCAUACCAGGAGAAAGACAUUUUUCCAAUACUCACUCACUAAUCUGUGUCAAAUAGAUCAAAUCAGACCAAAUAUGGGGCAACUUAGACUUCUGUCCAUUUAAAAUGAUAUUUGUGGGACUGAGGUGGGGGCUGCAUCUUUGAAUAUGAAGAAAAUUUUUUGCAAAGUGCAGAAGAUUGACUGUAUUUCUGAUAGUCCUAUUUGCAUGACUUAAAUCCAGCCUACAUUUCUCAGGAACUGUUUUGAGCCGAGUCUGUGUGUAUCCCUAAACACAUCCUGGAGUGUGUGUGUGAAAGGUUCUGUACGUGUUGCUGCAAAGGUUGUCGCCCAAGGUGCAAGAAAAUAAGAUCGUUUCUCAUAUCACUAGCUUCACUGGAAGGCCCGGAUAGCUUUUUUUCUUUUUUUUUACAGCUGUAAUUGUUGAAUCCCAAGCAUGCAGAUGUAAACAUGACUGUGUGACACAACAGGCUAUUAGAGUGUGCAGUAGCCAAGGACCUUGGGUUAUUUUAGAUUGUUAUUGGCAGUGUGCUCGUGAACUCUGGGUUUUUGUCCUUGUGUUCAAGAAAGUCAGGAUUUGUGACCUCAUGCACCUUUCUCUUUCUGUCUGUAUAAUUGUUUUCUUGGUGCCGCCUGACUGUCCCGGGCCCCGGGGCCCCCGGGGGAAGUCCUGCCCGCAGACAGGCAGCUCAGCCCGGCUGGGGACAUGCCGGGUCCUGCCGAGCCUCUGAAGUCUGCUGGCUGGCUUUGAACUGUAGCUGCUGGAGGUGGAAAUCAAUCCGUCUCUAUCCCCCCUCCUCUCUCUUUCUAUCUCUCUAUCUGUGAUUCUUUCUCUCUUUUCUCUCUCUCCCUCUUUGCUCCUGCAGCCCCCAGCACAGUGUCUCCCCUGCCAUUGGAUCUUUCAUGUUCACAGGUAGAAAGGCAAAAGAGACACAGAGGAGGAACAGGGGAGGGAGUGUAACUCAUCUUCAAAAGAAGUUCAUAUGGUUUCUGAGGAUUAAAGGGAUGAAGGUGGAAAAACAGCUCACAAAGCCAGCGCCUGUAGUUAUGAUUAUCCUUUACUAGCCUGGAGUGAAUGGAUAAUUUGUUUACUUACUCACUAAACGCUGCUCAGUACCAGAUUUCAAACAAUGACCCUAUUUAUCCUGGAGUGAUGUCAUAGAAGGAUGAGCGUUGUGUUUUUCUUGUGAAAGUUAUCGUUGAGAUUUAUGUCACAGCUGAUUCUAAUCCACGCUGCAUUUCCAUUUCCCCCGUCCAGUAAUUUAUCGAGCUCAGGAGGCCUGUUAGGGUCCCAUGUUUCAAAACGCUUCACACAUCUAAGAGGAAAUUCCUCUAAACACGUCAGUAAGAGUUUACUCAUGGAAGCAAAGUUAUUUCAGCUCAUUAGGUCGUUAUAUUUAAUUUAUGGCAAAACUGCUCUGUGGAGACUUCUAUCCAAAAGGCUUUACCAGAACGAUCAACAUGUGCACAACUUCACAUCUUUGAUAUUGUGUAUAAUGCAGUACUGUAGUAAGUGUCUUUGAGGAUUAGACUUGAAGAUUUAAACAGUUAAUCUAGUGAUCCAAGAGAGGAUAAAUCCAACACAACAUUUCACUGUCAACUUGAUCCCUACAGGGGUACCUACAGUCAUUUUCAACGAUUUUAUUACCUCUGAAAUAUGUGAAAAAAUAACCACAAUCACAUUCUUCCUCCUUCUGUACUCAACUCAUCAUUGAAGUUGAACCACAGGGAAAAACCUAAGCUGUUCAAUCGGAUAAAGUUUUUCAGUAAACAACAUGAAAAUGUUACACAACUAAGUAUAAUCAAGGUAAAAUGUGUAUUUUUAUUGUUUGAUGUAUGAAGUAUUAAUAACUCAUUCUCAAGUAUUUAAAACCAUGGCUUGAGUGUACUCAGUGACAUUUAAGGUUUAUUUUGUAUUUUUUUGAACAAAGUAUCUUUUAUUAUCUUAAAUGAAAACACAAUACAAUUCAAAAUACAUUUUGUUAUACUCAAACAUAAUCCCACCCCACAAGUAACCCAACCCUAUUACACAUAUGUUGUUAUUAAUAAACUUUUAGUUAAUUAACCAUAUGUAUACAUAUAGAAAACGAAAGGGGGUCCGCUAUAUCUCAAAAAAUUUAUUAGGGGUCAAUUUUUUUCAGCUCAUGGAGAAGUGGUUGCCAGGUGCUGUAAAAUUUGUGCAAACAGCCUCUUGUAGUAUACCAAUUUUUUUUUAAACUCAGAUGAUGUGUGAGCUCGCUAUUCCAUCGACUAAAAGUCAGAGGAGACGUAUCUUUCCAUUUUAGUAAAAUAAGUGUAUGUGCCAGUAGUGAAGCAAAUGCUAUCAUGGUUUUACUAUGUAAGCUGAGAUUGAGAUUCUGUGGUACUGUUUCAAAUAUUGCUGUUAUAGCAAGAGGUUCUAUUAAUAGCCCCAAUGAAUAAGAGAAAAAUCUGUACACACACACACACAUAUGUAUAUACAGUACAUAUGUAUAUAGUAUAUAUAUACAUCUUCGUUUGGACAGCUGUUCUUAAUUGUGAAGUAUGCUGCAGAUCAGCACAUGCUCAACACAAAAUAGGCCGCUCUAUUAAUGCACACUAUUUACUAAAAGCCUCCACUGUUACUGUAAUCUCCCUCACCUUGUUUCAGAUUGCCACAUUUCUCAGCCAUCCUCCCUGUGCUGUGAAAACAAAUGCAAUCACCACCAGGAUGGUAAAGGCCAAGGCCAUGCACAGAUCUUUAAGAGUCCCUGAAGGGCUUUCAGCAGGUCCUUAGAAAAUAAGAGGUAGCUAUUUUAAUUACCAGCAAUAAUCUCAGCAAGGGAACAUGAAAGGAAGAAAACUUUUUUAAUCAUAAGUUUCACUAAUGCCACUAUUAUUUCCUCGAGUAGAGUUCAGGCAGUUUAACCAACCAACACUAAAUCAGUGGAAGAAACCUCUGCAUGAGGCCCCCGGGAGCAAGUGUAAUCAAAAUGAGGUUUGUGGUCUAAUUUGUGUCUGCAGUAGUGCGGAGACCUCUGUAUGGGGGACUUAAUCCAGUUAGUCAUUUUUUAUUGUAUACAGUCUGGCAACUAAAUGCUUAAGUUGUAGGAAAACAGAGGUCCUGAAUGAAGUUCAUAACAUCAACAUUCCUGGGUUUGUCCUCUUAGAGAAAUGUUAAAUAAGGUUGCUUUAUGCAGGAUGCUGCUCCAAAAGGACAACUCCAACUCUCUUCCUGACUCUGGGUUGUUUCUGGCUCUUUACAUUGUUGAUUAGGGGCUCUUUCAACCUGUCUGUCUGGCUGACCUUGUGCUGCUCACAAAGUAUUUGCUAUUCAAAGCAGGCAUGUCUAUUGUUAAAACUAUCAAUCCACUAAGUAUGAAUAUUUAUCGAAGAUACCUCCAGUCUCACAACCAUCAGGAGUGUGUGCUGUUCGGAGAAGAAUUACCCAACAACAGGAGACACAAGGCUCUGAGUUACACCCUAAAAAUUCUUCACAGAAAGUAAAAGGACUCAGUAUUUGAGUUGGAUCAAUACUAGAUUUAGUUUAUAUAUUUCUGAUUUUGCAUGUUUCUUCAUUCUUUAUGUGUUGUUGUAAAAGCUGUGUUGUCUGCAGUCACCUCGAGCCUGUGAGGAAAAGCGGAGCAAUAAAAUAUACAGAUUGGUUUCAGUCAAAGAUUAGACUUCCCACCUACAUCCAUUGCAAAAUAAACAGAGACAGAGACGAAGGGAGACGUUCUGCCCCUGCAGAGCUACAGAGGGGAACAAGGGAUCAGGGAGAGGAGACGAUGAAAGACAGAUCACCGGCAGGCAGAGAAUCAAAGAGCCUACUGACUGACUCGAGCUGGUAUAGGUGUGUGUUUUUUGCAGAGUGUGUAUGUCUGUGUGUGUUGUGUGUGACUUCUUUUCAUGUGCCCUGAGAGUUUGUUUUUGUGCGCAGAGAGUGGGAAGCUGACACUAACUCUGUAAUUAAAGCAAUCAAAAGAUGAAGAGAGAUGAAGAAAUGUAACACACACGUGAAUGCAUGUGCAUGUACAGAAACACACACAUACACACACACACACGUUUCAUUAUGUGGUAUUGAUGUGGAAUUACUGUAGGUGUGUUUGCUGCUGCUCAAAGAAAAAAAUCAUCCCAUCUUCAAAUAUUGAAGUUAUUUUUCAAUCUUCCAUCUCUUCUUCCAGAGGAAUCCGUUUAAAUGAAUCACAGUCUUUAGAUGACACCCAAGCCAUCCUCCCUCUGUGUGUCCCAGUUACAGCAGCACUCCAGUCUGAUUUGUCAAUUGAAGCUAAGCAUGUUUUGACACUCCUCUGCAAAUACAUUUCACACUGAUAAAGCCUGACGCUGCAGCAGGAAGGAAAUUGAGUAAAUGGAUAUUUAGUCAGCAGAUGAGAGCCAGCUGCCGUUUGAGGUUUGCGUCUGUCUCCAAAGUUGGAAAUCACUUUAAUCAUGGGUUGAUUUUCACAUCAAAGUGAGAUGGUAAUCGUGUUGCAUAUGAGAUUUAUCUGUUUCUGGCUCAUUAGGUUCCUGACAGCAGAGACUUGCUGGCUACUUUGUCCAGUGAGUUUGACGCCCUUCAGCACUAAUAAAGACUGAUCCUAGCUUAGAGAAGAACAAAAUGUGAGCUGACAUUGAAAAGAUUUGAUAAAGAUUUGUUAUUACUGUGGUGCUUUUACCUCUUUUGAGUUUUUAUUUGGAGACUCACGGUCUGAUUCCUUUCAGUGUAAAAGCAGUUGGUCUGAUUUGAGUGACAGCCCUGCUGCCUUCCCUCUAUUUACUCCCCAGCUGCCUCCAAAUCUCUGAGAGGAGACAAAGUGCCAGCAGCACAUUCCUUUUUCAUAAUACACUUCUUUAAAAAAAGACAGACAGGGUACUUAUAAUUACUUAAAAGUGGAUUGUCAGUGGAUUGGCCAAACUCUUGAACACACACUUGGAAUUAUUGUUGAAAGUCAGAGCUGAAUCCUUGGAAACCCUCGACAAAAGAAGAUGCUUUUCAGGUAGAAAAGUAGAAGUAUUUUUAAAUGAUUAAAACACUUGAUAACACAGUAUUACGCUGAUAUGAAUUCACAGAGUACAUUUUUCUCAUAGUUUAAGUGUGUUCCUUAAACCAGUGUCUGUGAAUACAGUGACCUCAUGAUUGAGAGUUACACAGGAGCUGCAUUUGUCUUACACAAAUUACUGAUAUUUUGAUCAUGAAUAUUCAGCUCUUUAUAUUUUCAUACCAGCUAUUGUGUAAGUUAAUACAAGGUUAAACAGAAGAGUGACUCUACAUCUUAUUUCAUAUGUUCCAAACUUAGUUUUGUUAUUAAGGCUGAUUAUAGUUUGUUUUUAAAGAUGCAUCAAAAUGAGAUAUGAUAUGUUGAGUUAGUUGAUUGAUCCUAAAAGAAAUUCUGGUCUCGUUGCUCCAAAAUUACAUUAGAAAAUGAACGUAACAACAAGGAGAAUUAAAGUUACUUACAGUUUUUAAAAAGCUGUAAAAGAUUUAGUAGAAGAGAGUUAGAAAAUACAAACUCAAGCCUAGUACUGUCAGAUCACUACAAGAAUAUCUGCAUUAUUGACAAUUGUAAUGUCAUUAAUAUUUAGAGGCAGUAACACUUUGUUACAUGAGAGAAAAAUUAAAUGAAGAAAUAAUCAACAGAAACAUGACAAUAACAGUAAAAACUGAUGUUUCACAUGAUGAUGAAAAUGUUACACAUGGUACCUUUAGCAAAGUUUAGUAUGAUAUUUUUUGGUUUUCAGCAAAACAUUUUGUGUGCAGCUACAAUCCUCUGGAAAUUUUAAGGUUCAGUAUUCUGUGAAAUAAUUGAGGUGAUAUUACCGCUUCACUGAUAAGAGCUGGAAUUCCCAUUGCAUCUAAUAUGAGCCAUAACAGUGGAUAAUCACAGAUGCAAUGAUCCCGUAUAGAGAUAAAAAUAUAGGCUCAAAUGAGCCCUGUCUCUAUUUUUGGUUUGUUUCUGCAGAGCUGGUGCAGGUUUAAAUGACAGACUGCAGAAACUUGAUAGAGGGGAAAUCCGCAACGUUCGUGGUUUUCUGCUUCAUGUUUCAUCUCUGAACCCAUAUGGUUAAAGUUUACCAUUGAAUCAGAUCAUCAAUCUGAAGUUUUCAUUUGGCACUUUUUGUUUGCUAAGCAGCUCAUUCUGUCUUAAGUUUCUGGAUGGCUUAACGUAGCUUUAUACUUGCUGCCUAAAAAGUUUUGGUUGUUUCAGUGAAGUUGUGUCAGUAUGCCAGACUAAUGGAGGAGGAAGUCUUUUUGAAAUAUACAGAUCUUACAGUUACAGGAAUGAUGAACACUUAGUGAUAGUUGGAGAACUUCUUAAGACGGACAUCUGUAUUAUGUAAAAAAGAGCUAAUGCUUACCAUCUCUUUUUCUGUCAGGGGCUCAAAGAUGGAGGGUUUGAUAUACUUACUGCUUGGUUGUCUGGAAAACAGCAGGAUUGAGGGUGCUGUACAUGUACACACACACACACACACAUAGAGGCAGUCGGUCAGAGUGAGUAACAUGUGUUUAGGAUCUUGCUCGGAUUUGGCAGGUUGAGCCCUGGUCUAUAAAGGAUAAAAAUAACUGGCUUUGUAGCUCCUAAAUACAGCAUUGAUUAACUGCGGGGCUUGUUUAUGGCCUGGAAACCAACAGGGGGUCUAUGAUAGGAUGAGGACUGUAUCUUGGUAUAAGGAUAUUUCCCAUAUAGGGCCAAACUGGAAUUCGUUGAAAGUGUGAUAUUAGACGGUGUCAAGGAGACGAUUAAACGCUGGCUCAUCAGCUACCAGGAGCUUCUAGCAGUGUGAGCAGUCCAGGUUAAACGUGUGUCUGAUUAAACCCUUAUAGCAUAUGUUGGUUGAGAAAAAUAAAAAGCAUAAAUGGACAAAAGAGGAGGUUUCUUGGCAGGAAAAAAGAAUUAAGUCAAAGAUUUAAGUAAUGCUUCAGAUGGAAAACAGAUUUUCCAUCUAGAAAUACCAAAACCAGAUUGAUUGAGACCCUUCAAUCCACAUGCUGCUGGUUUUAUCAUCAUCAGGCAUUCAGUGAAUUGGAAGAGCCCACAAACCAUCUUCUAACCAUUUCCCUCAUCACUCUUGUUGGUUUGCUUCUUGGCUUAAUUCUGCUGCCACUGAUUGGUCUUUACUUAACCGGGCAGGAAGUGAUUAUAGACCGACAUAAUGAAAAUCCCUUACAAGGUCAGACACAGAUGGUGAAAAGCCAUUUCCCUCUGAAUCCUUGGGUAAUGAUACGCAAUGGCAUAAAGAUAGGGAGGCAGAGAACUAGUUAAGAAAGGAAAACAGAUGCAGACAUUAAGAAAGAGGUGAAAAAAGUGUUAACACUUGGGUGUCUGGUUCACAGAAAUAGUCCUGUAAAACAUGGUGCUGGUUCAGUCCUUUGAAGUGCAUUAAAUUAGUCUGCCAAAGCCCCAAUAUAUGGCUCUAUUUCCAGUCUAAGAGCUAAGUGACCAAUUUUUGCCUUAAAAUAUAUCCAAACAUGACAUUGAGUGUUCCUGCUGACUGUUUAGAUUUUAGUCCAGUGAUCAGUAUAGAUGCCUGAAGAGCUUUAUAAAAUGAUGGCAUCGAUUGGUAGGCCUGUCACGAUAACAAAUUUUGCUGGACAAUAAUUGUGCUACAAAUUAUCGCCGAUAAACGAUAUUAUUGACACCAUUUUUUAAAUUAUAGAUAAUGAUAUUAUAUGGCAUAAUAAUGCGAGUACACCAUGUCAAAAGUGAUAAACUUUAAUUUCCACACGAGAACAACACUGGUUGUUUUCGUUGACUAAAAUAUUUCCCUUUUCUCCCACGACGAAGACGUAACGUUGACGAGCUAAACAUAAGUCGGAGAUGACUAAAAUGUGACGAGACGAAAGUGCGUUUACGUUGAUGGGACGAGACGAAAAUGACGAACAGAGUUGCAAAACUCAGUCAGCUAAACGCUAAACAUAUAGGAGCAGCCUCAGUCCGCUCUGACAGCUCUCAUCAGCCUGCUGUGCUCCUCCAACACACAGACACACACGCGCGCGCACACACACACGUGGAGUUUUGUGGUUGACGAAAACAAAACUGGUUUAAAGCCGAAAUAUUCCCACACUUGGGCUGUUGCGUUCGGUUUAGACACCAAAGCUGUCGUGUUCAUUCUGUUUGCUUGCUUUUCACUCACGACGCUCACUUGCAGCACUGUAUCCAAAAAGUCUGUGUCUGUGUGCCUGUGCGCGCCAGCCCCCUCGUGACAAAGACACUGAAUGACUGACAGGAGGGUUCACUAACUCCGUUCAUUCCGCUAUAGAGCCAACGCCUCCAGGUGCCGAGAACAAUGCGCAGAGUGAGACCUCUUCUCUCAUCCAGCGUGUUUGGUAGCGAGAGAGGAGGAAAACAAACGCACGUCAAUUAUCGAGGCUGGCAAAAUGACCGACCUCGUUUUUAUUUACCGAGCGAUACGGCGAUUUAUUGAUUAUCGCGACAGGCCUAUCGAUUGGACACUAUAGGGCUGCAGCACAGGCUUGAGAAGAAAUGAUGCCCAUAUGUAUUUACAACCCAGCUUGUUCAAUAGUGCCAGUGGUAAAAAAAAAAGGCUUCAGCUUCAAUGCAACAGUGGUUGAAAUCAUUCAUGCAGACCUGUUUAACAUCUAUCCCUCCCAAAAGUUCACUGUCAAGACUUCACAAUAAAAAAUGAACCCUCCCAUCAAGUGAGCUGAGACCUCCUAAUUUGACUUUGACUACUUUUAUUUGCGUAUUAAGAGUAAGGAGGGAAAAAAAGCAAAAUAUAAGUUUGAUAUACUUUAGGAAGUUUAAGGAUUGCAUUUGUGCAGUCCAAAUCUGUAUGUGUAAGUAGAGUGGGUAAAUAGAGAUGUAAUACCAUGUUAUAGCGUCAUUUGUGGUAGUAUCAGUGGUUUUUCUGUUGGGUUUGCUUGUUGCUGUAUAAGCAGCUGCUACUUGUUGGUUAGGAGCUCCACAUGGUGCUAUACUGGGGCCUUUGCAGAUUUGAGGAAUCUUCCAGAAACAUCACUGCAGCCCUCCUGAGGCAAAAAAAGGGAAUUUAAUGUGGCAAGACCUCCUGGGCCUACACACACACGCAUUCAUGAACCUUCACACACAUGCACAUACGCACACACUCACCUCUCCCCCACCCAACACCUUCGACGCUCCACCCCUCAGUGUGGUGGGCGGUACCCUGACUGGCGGCGCUCGCCAUGGGCAGCGGCUGCGGGCUUCCCACCGUCACUGAUGACCCAUUCCACUACCCCCCCCUCCCUCAACAACCAUAGCAUGUCUCCGAAUCUCUGUGUAUGUGGUGUCAGUAAUGUGCUCAUGUUGCUGAGGGUUUUUUUGUCACUACACUCAUAUUAAUGAGAGCAGUCUCUUUUUUUUACCUCCUCCUCUCCCUCCCUCCCUCCCUCCCUCCCUCGUGUGUGUUCUUUCCCCAUCUGUAAAUGCAAUUUCGUUGUGCACAAGUGCAAUGACAAUAAAGCAUCUCCUCCUCCUCCUCCUCUUUAACCCCAAGAGAAAUGGGGACCCUACUCUUACUGGAAAAGGAGGAAAAAAGCUGACCCAACAUAAACCACUGCUCUCUAGGACCAAAGUAUAUUUGCUAUUAUAAGUAUGGAGCCAGAAAUGUAAUUGUUAUUUUCAAGUAAAUGCCAGUGAUGAAUAGCCCAUUUCAUAGAAAAACAAGGUUCUGAUGUAUAAAAGAGUCUAUGGCUUGAUUAGUUGACUUAAUGCUGUCUUCGUUUUAACAGUGCUAAUGCUCUAUUUAUAGAAAUAAACACACAGUGUGCUUACACAGUAAAACCUAAAGCAUUAGCACAAAGUAUACAAACCUGUGAUGAUAAAAGAGACUGACUGGCAGUAAUGGGACGAUACAUGCACAGACUGCAAAAAAAUGAGGAAGAAUGUCCCCGUCUACUCAGUGUCUGUGUGUGCGUGUGACUGUGGGAGCUGAUGUAUGGGAAUUUCCAUAUGGUAACCCCUCCUUUCAGCUACAGGGUCUAAACAUCCAAAUAAUGACUUUCAACUAAUUCUAUUACAUUUGGCUGUUAUGUUUAGAUGAAGCCUAUAUCAGUGUAGACUCAACUCCGCUUUGAAGUUUUUUUUUUUUUCUAUCUAUCAAGUACUAUCACUUAAAAGAAUGAUAUUAGAAAAUUAUACUUGUCACUGCAGGCCUGGGAGCUGCAUUAAAAUGAGUCCUCCUUUUCUGAAUUUCACAGAAUUUAGUUUAAAGGUUCCUGGGUUCUUGGUGUGUUUUUCUUAUGAAGCAGGCUGAAAGGUCCUCUCAUUACUGUUUGGGGAUUUGAUUUUAGAUCUUCUUUGCUUACAAAGAGCCCAAUGAAAUGCCAGCACAUUAAAAGCAGAGAUGAAGCAGACAGUAAUGAAAGGAGGAAGAGAGAGGGGGUGACUGCAAAAUUGUACAGAAGUGUAUCACCACUGCAAAAUAAGACAGCUUUGAAAAAAAAGCUUAUUUUUGUAGAAACAAGUUGAACGUCACCUCAACCUCAGGUUGAAAUGUUCAUUCUGGGAGCUGCUCCCUGUGUGCUGGUGCUACAAAGAAGUGCACACACUGUACCUGCUAAUGACACAGCUAAAGACAGAAAGGUUACUUAUCAGAGAUUAUGUGCUUGUUAGAAGAUUAAUACCCCUGAGGGUAGGGGGGGCAAAAACUCAGGCUGACUUUCAUCUCAGACUUGCCCUGACAGAGAGAGAGGGCUAGAGAGGGUGAAAAGAGGUAGAAAAGAGUGUCAGAAGACACAGACUCUUCAAACACUACUGUGUGUGUGUGUGUGUGUGUGUGUGUGCGUGUGUUAGGGUGUGUGUGUGUGGAUGUGCAUCACAUUAACCCCAUAAUGAGUAGCCUUGAGGGGGUCCAAAGCCAUUUGGCAGCUCUUCAUUUCCUGAUUGCAAAAAAUGCACUGUCUAACCUUUUAUCUCUUGAGCUGCAGCAACACUGACUGCAUACACAUGAGUUAGUGUGCACACAAACACGCACACAGAGACAUGUACACACCGGUUGUGGUCUUACCACAAGGACUCGUGCAAUUAAGAUUAUUUAGCCCUCAGAAGCCAACUCUCUGCCAUAUAUAUGUAAGUGUUAAUGUGUGUGUGUGUGUGUGUGUGUGUGUGUGUGUGUGUGUGUGUGUGUGUGUAGGCUGUAAUUAAGAUAGAUCAAACCCUAGAGGUUGAGGGAUUAGCUGUCAUUGAAGAUCAGAAGGUUUUUCACUCAAGUCUGCGACAUGGAAGAGUGAAAUCAGAGGUUUGGAGCCAGACUCACAGAUCCUGACCCCUGAUAGUAGAUCGUGGCGGCUUCCUCUUCUUAUUAUUUCUCAAGCACACUCACACAUGUGUACUAACACACACAUUGAGUUUGCAGCUCCCUACAGCUUCAGGUAAAUUUAAGGUUGAGCUGUUAAUGCCCAGAAUUGAAGAGAUGUGACCUCAGGACACAUCAAUCCAAACACUUAGAUUCCUUAAUGCCAGAGUGAAGGUGUGAAUGCAUCUGUUGUCUGGCCUGUAGCCCCUAAGGUUAAGGUGUGGUAGAGUUCAGCUGGUAAAGGUUAGGGAGGGAUGUCUCCACAGUGAGUGAGAACAAGUGCUCUCUGCUGUCAGAAAAGGUUGAAUUACUUAAGCUCCCGUUCGCCCCUUAGAACACAGAAACUUAGUGUUUUACACUUAAAAUAUACUGCAGACUAACAAUAACUCGUACUGGUAUCUCCAUUCAUGGAUAUUAGUGGAUUCUUCCAUACUAAAAAAGCAACUAAUGCAUUAAUGCUGUUGCCUCUGACUUCAUCAACUUCUAACUCCCCUGUUUGAGGACUGCCAUCAACCUUGAUGUAAAUUGGGGGCUAACAUCAGGGCUCCAAAUGAAUAUGCAUACCCUCAACUGCACCUUGGCCUUAUACAUUUUCAGAAUACUCCCUGUUUAAGGUUGUUUUUCAUGGUCUUAAGGUUGCUGAAAUGACAAUAUCAUAAAUUGUAUAAACACUUUUCUGUGUUCUCUUUUAAACUGAGCAGAAAUCAAAAAAAAAAAAAAAUGUUUGUGUAUUACUGGAACUUCAUGUACCAAAAAAAAAGCAGAACAAUUGCCAGGCUAAAAAGUCCCUGUUAUUCCAUCAUAGUGUGGCGUGUGGUGUGUUUUGAGGACCCAGAAGCAGACACAGAGGCAGAUAUCAACUUAAGAUGUAAUUUCAAUGUCCAACUCAGGGUAAAAGCAAAAGAGGAAGUCUGGUCGGCUAGCUGGCUGUUGUGUGGGCUGGAGACACUGCAGGGAAAACAGAGGAGAGGGAAGCGAGCAGACAUACAAUGAAUUACGAGGAGCAAAGUUACAAGUACUUAUUCACAAGGGAGGCCAGGAGACGCGUCUGUACCACUUGGGAGUGAAGACAAUACUCAGGCACUGAGACUGAGGGCUGCUGGCUUCUUAAAGUGCCUUGACUGUAGAUGUAGAGCAGGUGUGGAGUCUCACUCAGCCUCAGCGACCGGGGAGGGGAGGGAGCUCUGGAAAAGAGUCAAGCCAAACCAGGACAACGGAGAAAAACAGGAAGUCCAACCAAAGUAAAACAAAAGGAGGAGGCGUCUCACCACACUUAGGUAGAAUUUGUAAGUAGAAAUUAUCAGCAGGGUCUCCCUAAAAUUCAAACACGGGAUAUUUCAAAGAAUGAGGUCUUUAAUCAAAGAUGAGGGUCUAUGUAAACAGCGGACCCGGUUCGAUUGGGGAGCUGAAAGUCACAACAUUUUUGCCUUUUUUACUUGUUUCGGUUCUGCUGUCACACUGUGAUUUCUAAAGCACACCAAACUUUCCGAGCAGCAUCACGUGGUUGAAAGGGGCACUCGUCAACUGGACAAAGUAGGAGGGGUAUGUAACCUCACGGAUUACAAACAGGGUUGGACUAGCCAUCUCGUAUCGUGCUUCGUCACAUUAUUUUAUGGAACGCUACAACGUUAGUGAAUGCAACUGUUCCUACAAUGCUAUCGUAGCUUGUCAGGGAUUGAUCCUGUUAUUUUUCUAAUUUUGCUGAUCUAACAUGUGACAACAUAUGAGCUCAGAGUUGAAGGACUGUGACUGUUGGUAGUUGUGAUUUGAUUUUGUUUAAAUAUGCCAAAUUGUGAAUUUAUGGGUUACUGUUGGUCAGACAAUUGAGCUAAGCUAGCUAGCAACUGCUAAUAUCAGCGGUCACUUGUUGCCAUAGCAACUUGCCAUAGCAACAAGUGACACCGUGCUUCCUCUACCCAAGAUGCACUGCGUAUAGUGUCAUUAUGUACAUUUGGUCCUGUGUUUGGUCCGGUGAGCUUUCACACUGCAUACAAACCGAACCAGGGUUCACUUGCAAGCGAACUGAGACCCACGUUUUCAGGCGGACCAGAGUUCGCUUGUUUGAUCCGCACCAGAGUUUGGAUGAGCUUUCACACCUGCCCAAACGAAGCUGACUAUCCGAGGAAACGAACUCUGGUCCGUUUAAAGCGGACCAAACAGCUCUGGUGUGAAAGCGACCUUAAACUCCUACCUGUGUAUGGUUUUCCUUCUUUUCUAUCCAGUUAUUAAAACUCAAAGAGCCUCCAUGAGAACUGUGCUGAAUAACAGUAAUUAAAGGUGUGUUUGUGUAUGUCUUUGUCUACUGUGUGUGUGUCUUUGUCUACUGUGUGUGUGUGUGUGUGUGUGUGUGUGUGUGUGUGUUGGUGCAAGCUUGAACUCCACCAGUAAUAAUGUUUACAUCUGUCAUUUUUGUCUAAUCCACUGUAGAUAUAUAAAUACGGUCUAAAAUCAGUUAUAGCUGUGAGAACAAUUUUUAACUUGUUGACAGAAAAUGAUGGAUUGAAAAUAUUUUAUUGAAUACUUUUCAUUAAAUCUGAUUCCUGUCAUGUUAUGAAUGUAACUGGUAAUGACUAUUUCCUCCACACAUACCUCUGGAGUUUGUUAAAAAUUUAACCUCUGAAAGCUCCUGUCAGGAACUUUAUGUUUUUGGGACCCCCUGUGGUCAAAGUGCUUGUUUUUCCUCUACAUGUUAAAAAAAUCACCCUGACUUUUAAAAGUAAAACCUAUUAUUUAUCGAGGAUUUUUAAUGCAGACGUAAAAAAACAGCCUUGUGAAAACAUGCUGUUUUUUGGCAACAUCAAUAAUGGCAGUAUACAAAUCUCCAACCUUGUCCCUAAUUGCUUUGUUUGCUUUUGGACAUCACAAAUUAAUUCAUUAAUAUGAAUUUCAGUCUAUUAAGUAAACUUCAAAGAACUAGUAUGUGAGAGUUAUUAAGCAUGCAGUAGUUCCCAGAGUGUUUUUGGAAGCUUCUGUGUUUUAGGAAGCACACAGGAGCUGCCUUCAUUUAGCAUGCUCUAAUCUGCACCGCCACCCUGCUGGAGACCACACACACACGCAAGCAUGCACGCACACACAGAUUGUCAUACUGCGUUGUGGGUAAAAGUCUCAAAGGAAACAGGUUUAACUCAAAUAAGUAUGCUUUUUCAAAUAUGUAAUCAAAAUUACACUAUUUGUCUUGAUUGUCUUGUUUAAAAUGGAACUCAAUGUUUGUUUAAUUUCCCAAGUUGUUCUGAGACUCUGGCCAACACAUAUCUUUCUAAUAACAGUGAUGAUCACGCACAUGUCUGAAGACAAAAACAAGUAAAAACACAAUAGAACGCACUCCCACCUACACGUCCUGUAACUUGGUUGGUUUUGCUUUCCAGAGAAACAGACACCAAAAGUGUUGCAGCAUUAAAGCACACUAACAGGCAGCGUUGUGUCAGAUCCUCUUGUCUUGUGUGCUUUACUGGAGUUUGAAAGUUUUCAGCUGUGGGGCAAAAAACAUUUUAGAUAGGGUUUGCCAUCCUGCUGACUGGUCACCAAACCUAGUCUGCAAUGACUCAAGGAAUAAUGUAUGGUGGAUGGGGUGAGCAAUGCCCUGAUGUAAAGCUAGCCAAGAUGAACUGGCUGUACAUAACACAUAUAUAGUAUCAGUGAUGUCACACAUUGGUGCUGCAGCCUUGAUGAUAGAGGUCGCCAUUGAGGAAAUGCAGACAGAGCCUAACUUUUGACCACUGGCAAAGAUGGAGCUGAGGUGGGCCUUCAGCCACCUCCCAAAUUGGGGCAAUGCACACUAGUUGGUCAAGUUGCCAUGCCCCUAAGUGUGUAAAUGUAUGUGUAACUCCGGCCCUUGUAUGAUCAAAAUGGAUGUGUAAAACCAGGUGGUAGACAUGUUUUACUCUGCUGGAAAAAUUGAUAUUAUUACUUGUAAUGUAAUUUCUUUCACCACUUCCUCAGCUUUUCCUUUUUUUGACACAAAAAUCUACCUUAGGUCUUUUGUUCCUCAUGCAGCACAAAGUUUCUGUUAACUUAAAAGUGUAAAUCAAGUUUGGGGUUUGACAAAAACUCUAGUUGUAGCACAAAUAGUGCACAAUUAAUAAAUGUUCUUAUAAUUAAACAUAAUUAAGUGAUAUCACCUUUCUUUAUGGAGCCGAGCUGAGCCAACUGUGAUGUGUUUUUAGAGUUAUGAGCCAGAAGGAUGCCACAGGCUAUUCUGCUGCUUUCACAUGUUUAUGGGCGAUGACGUGAUGCCAACGGGACACUGAACUCAUCUGGGCCACACACACACACACACACACACACACACACACACACACUGUGCCUGCUGACAGCACUACUGUUGGCAGAAGUGCUUGCAUUCAUGACUUUCAUGCUUUGUAAGUUGAGUAUGGUAACAAGAAACAUUAGCAUUGCUUGAAGUGAUAUUUCUCUGUUUCAUCUUCGGUCCCCAGGUAGAAGACGCAAACAUGUCGGAAAGCAGAGGUCAGAAGAAGUCCAUCUUUCUCUCAUUAUUGGUAAGUUUUUCCACUUUUGUUUCUAUUCUCUUAACAGUUGUGCAGCUUACCAGCACUUGUACCAAUUAGUCGACUUAAUAGCUUUUCAGAGAAGAAAUACUGUUAGACUCUGGUCAGUGUGACUUUAAGCUGUUAAGUACCUACUGGCAGUGUCCCUUACAGUUUCCACCUCAGCUUCUCUGAUCAGCCCCUGCACAUGCAGGCUGACACAGGAGCACUUUGUCAUGAUAGGAAAAGGAUUAACUCAGGGGUGUCAAAUUACUGCCUCAAAAGGGUUUCAGUGCUUAGGUUAAACCAGGUAAACAGAUCUGAGCAGAGUUUAGAUGACGACAAGUGUCAGAGAACUAAGUGUGCUGCUAUCCUCAAGUGACAAAGACACUAGAAUAUGGUGUAUGUCACUCACACUGCUUGCUGAGUGAUCAAAACACAAUCAAAAAGAGUUUCACAGGAUGUUGUACUUCCAGUGGAUCCUCCUCACUGUAUUCCAAAUGUAAAUAAAAUUUAGAGAAACAAGAUGCCUCCCUCGUUUGUGCCUGAAGGUGUUUUGGGGAACUCUGCCAGUUUCCACAUGAAGCUGACUUCACUUGUCAUAAGAAGUUCUCUUGAGUCUAUAAAAACCCUUGUAGGGCUUUAAAAAGCUGUGCAGGAGAGUUUUCCAGGUAUCCUGCAUCGUAAACCACAGGGCUUCGAAGAGACAUGUUACAUUGAUUGACCCAAACCAAACCCAAUCAAACUGAACUUACUGUACCAAGUAUUUUGGGAUGUUUGAGUGCAUCUGGCAAACACAGAGACCACUUCAUCUUGGUGAGCGGGUCUGGAUGCGUUCAGUUCAUUUCCUUUUUCCAGGCAGCGUCAAUAAUGGCCAUGUGUGAAAGUACCUCUGGAAGCGAUUGGACAGACCUGAAACUAGUCAGAGCUUUGCAAAGUGUGGCAACAGAAAAUGUUAACAGAAAGCAGCAUACUAAGGAAAGAAAGACAUCUUUGAUACCACUGAAAGCUGUACAUGUUGUCCUUGUUUCAAUGAAAAUGCAUCAUCCAGCUUGUUUUAAAACUGCUGCAUUAGCCAGUUCAACAGACCUCUCUGUGGCUAGAGCCGCCAUCUUGGUUGUUUACAAAAAGGCUGAAGCUGUACUUCUGUGUUGUCAUCUUAUAGCAGCUGCCCCACUGUCAAAUGAAGGACUGUGGCUGAUUUGGUUUCAUAUGAAAUUAGGUGGAAAUUGUUUACAGUGGCAGUCAGUCUCGACCCAUCUGUCAGUCCAAAUGAGUAUGAGCAGGCUGUCCAUACCAGGGAAACAAGCUUCUGUUGUGCAGGAUGUGAGUGGAAGUCAGCUCCAGAGGAAUAAGGGCCAAAUGUCUUAAAAAUGACAUGAAAAUGUCAGGACAUAAAAGGGGCUCAAGAUGGCAUUAAUGGAAGUUAUUUCCUCUAAGAGAGAUUUGAAACCAACCUGAUAAAGAAAGCAUCUGAAACGCCCAGAUGUCAUUUUUAAUCCCCUAUCAGAGCUUGAGCUUGUUCUGCAUGUUCAAUAAGAUAAAUAAUAAUCACUGCGGAGGAUGUGUUAAUCUCUCUUAUUACACACUCUGGCUGUACACACACUGUUUUGGGUAAGACUCUGUUCUUUUUUUAAGUCUGGUGUAAAUUACAAACACAAUACUUGGACCAGAAUGAUUGAGCUCCAUACAAACAUGUUACAGACACUCUCAUGCACACAGGAAGUAUACAUUUGUAUAUUGAAGUAAUGUCAUGUGUCUGCUGUCCUAAGAUGGUUCUGAUGAAGAGGAGACAGAGAAGGAGAUGUUAUUAAAACAACAGAGGGAAGAUGGAGAGUAUUAGUCAUGCACUUAUUGUAUUUUUUUGUGUCUCCAUUAGUUUCUGGACUGCAGAUGAUUUUUAAAAGUCAGUUAGUUUGUUUGGAAAAGAACAAAGUGUGCUGCUUAAGCUAUAAAUACCAGCUGCUACUUAUUACAGUGAGCUGCAGUGACACAAUGCCACACACACACACACACACACACACACACACACACACACACACACACAAUGCACAGAAGCAUAUGCAAGUACUGGUAUUAUUCCAUCUCUGUCCUACACGUAAACAAAUCUGGCAAUCUAAUGAUCUCAACUUCCAGAGAAACUCAGAAGAAGUUAAUGAUGAGGGUGUUUGUUUUCUCUGCUGUUUGUUUUUAGAAUUAAAAGUUAUGACGGGUUUUUUUUACUGUAUGAAUCAGCCAUUGUCUCUGUUGCUCAUUUAUCUCUACUGUUGAUAGUGCAGAUGUGGAGUAAGAAUCAAAAUUAACUUUAAAUGUUUAAGCGUAGACACUAAGGGCUCUAUUUUCGUGCUUCGCUAGAGACGUGGCGCAGGCGCGUCGUAAGUCAGGUCCGCCGCGCCGACAAGGCGUGCCCAAGCACAAUUUGGUAUUUUGGUGAGCGGCGCAGCCCAGCGUAAGUAUCCCCCCUCCCUAACUCAGCUCCUCCCAGCGGUAGGGAGUUGUAGGGAGGGAGGAGAGAGGGCGUGGAGUGGGUUUAACACAGCCGAGAUCUGUAUUGACCAAUAACAUCAGCUCCUCUCCUCGCCUUUAAAUCCGCUACCGAUGAGGCAUAUUACAAUUUUCGUGCAGAAGUCAAAGAGAUCAAGAGAUGUCUGAAGACAGUAAUGCCACACGAUGGCGACAGAAGGCAGCUCCUCAACAAGUGUAGCUGUAAGCGCUGCAGAGGGCGUCCUGCACACUGUCUCAUAUAAACGCAGAUGGAUUUGGUGUGUGUAAUGUUGGACCCACUGGUAAGACAAACACCCUUUUCCACAAAUAAAGACACUCACAUAAAGUUGCAUUUAAAUUUUUUAUUUAAACCCCACAUGACAAAGGUAGGUUGUGCGCACAGAUCACAACAUAAACUCCAAAAAUGGCAUUAAAAUCUGAACCAUCUGUGUGUAAUGACGCAUUGCGCUCCAUGACCUGGCUCUUUCUUUCAUAGAUGUUGGCAUAUAAAAUAAAUUUGACUCACAAAAUUAAAUAUUAUAAUAAUAUAUUAUAAUUUUCGUAUGUGGGCCUGACUCCGGAUUGAAUAUUUACAGAAUCUUAAUGAUGUGAGGAAAUCAGAUAAACAGGUAAUUUUGAGUGAAAGGUUCUUUUAUUUUACUUUAUUUUUUGUUCAAAUUGAAGUAAAUAACUCAUCUGAUCACUAAAAUAAAUCAUCUGGUCAGCCGUGCCACUGCUGCAGCAGCAGGAUGGAGAAAGGACACAGAGACACGUCAGGUGUUAUGCCAUAGAAUGCACCCCUGCCGUAGAAUGCACCCCCUGACGGGAGCGCGGUUGAAAGUACAUAACAGGGCGAAAUAAUCCAAGUUUUCCUUACCAGUGGACUGGUUCUAAAGCGUGUGCGUUUUAUGAUUUCAUUAAGGCCAUUGAGAUAUGCCGAAAAUAAUAGCCCUCUGAUUCGGAAUAUUUGCUGCCCAGAAAAUAUAAUGUCUUCUAUCUUAACAGCUUACUGUACAGUUUAUAUACCCAAGUACACCUCUAUAUGUGCAUUUUUUAAAUACUGAAAAAACAGAAGAAAACAGAAAAAUCGUGUUUUUUUUAAAUAUGAGAUCAUUUUUUUACACUUUAAGAAGCUAAAGAGUGGAUAGGAUGCAGGGGAUGCAUUCUAUGGCAGGGGUGCAUUUUACGGCAUAACACCCAUCGAGCUGUGUGAGGAAGAAGGAGGAUGAGCGGGGAGACGAAUUAAAUAUCGUGUUAACUUCAUCAUGUGUAACUGUUUACUGGAUAUUUAAUUUAACGCGGUUUCAGCUGUGUUAAUUCAGUCAGGUGGAGUGUCCAAACGCGCUCAUCAGAUCAGAUAUAGAUCAGAAUAUAUCUAUAUAGAUCUAAAUGUAUGUGCUGACUCAGAUUAUUAGUUGUUGUUGAUUAUAUAUUGCACUGAAAUGUGCCUGACACUGUGGAAACCUGCCGGUGAGGCAUCGGUGACAUAUGCCGAUACGCCGCCGGUCUACCAAAAUUCAACUAGACAAGCUGCGCUCCGCCUGCGCUGACAGCUGACCAGGUUUGAAUUGGUGAGCUUUCAGCGCACUUUCUAUGCCACCGGCGAGCACGAAAAUGUCACUGCGCCAGCUGAUUCUGUCGACACCUCCCCCUGCCGCACCACCACGCCCAGCUUGGCGGACCUCGGUGCGCCUCAGUCCACGAAAAUACUAAACUGGCUGUGCGCCGGAAAAUACCACUGUGUGGGGUCUGUCACUGUCUGCCGCGUCACCGGUGGACACAAAAAUAGAGCCCUAAGUGUACCAGACAGCUCUACAGCGUGUGUCAUCCUGGUUUAACAGAAGAAAAAGACAGAAAACACUGUUGACAAAUUAACAGCUAACACAAAGCGUACGAUACACCUUGCAGACCAAAUUUAUCGCAGAAAUAACCAAGUAGGGCUGCACAAUUUUGGCCAAAAAUAAAAUCCAGAUUGUUUUCUCUGAAAACUUUUCUAUCAUCUCUUAAAACCAAACCACUAAGAAUCAUGUAGUGCAUAUGCCGAGCCAGUAAGUGGUGCUGUAACGUUGCCUAGGAAAUGCACAAAAGACAGAAGAAGAGUACAGAGCAUUCGUAUAAAGGUUGUUUUGGCUGAACACGCACAGGUGUCAAGAGGUACACUGUGUGUCACAUAAUCGUUUUAAGAGAGACGCAGAUAGACAUCCACACGGAGAAGAAAUGGUAGUCAUUCAUGGAUUUAUGCACUCUCUGACCCAUUUUUGAAAAGUACCGUUUACAGUCACCCAAAAUGGCAUUUCUGUGUAGAUGAAGCGCUGAUACGACAAAAAAAUUUUUUUUUUGCUUUUACUCCUGAAUUUGUUUCUGUGUGGACAGGUUGAUACGGCCUUCAGACAGACUUUGCAGCGGGGAGUGGUUUGCCUUUCGUCCAAAACUGCGAAGCCGUACCCAUUCCACACGACUGACUUGCUUUUGCCCCUUUUACUCACAAAAUUAUUGCCUUCUUUUGCAAACGCCAUGUUUGUUUACUCUGGUGCAUGUGGGAACUGGGGAGGGGGAGCUGAUGGUGGCCUGGAGGCGCAAGACAUGAUAGAGAGGAAAAUCGAUUUGACGAUUUUAAUUUCUUUAACAUCGUCAUAAUUAAAUAAUCCGAUUACAAUUUGAAACCGAUUAAUCGUGCAGCCCAAUUGUUAAGUGUCUCUGAUUUUGCACAUUAAUCUCUAUGUAGAUAAAUGCUGCGCUGAAAAAUCAAAUAAGAAUAAAAUAAAGUGAUUUCCUCUGGUUUUAAUGCACUCAGUCUGAUCUCUCUGAUGGAUCUAAGUGCAGUCUUUGUCUUUUGAUGACUUUAUGAAGGUCACCAGGAUGAAACUCAAAGUGUCUCACUGGAGUUUGAAGUGAAAUAUCAGGCUUGAAAGUGGAAAGACUGAAGACAGAUUUUUAUUUAUUUAUUUUUUUUUUUACAUAAAUUGAAUAGAUUGUAUGUUACAAAGCUUUUUAUAUCAAUUCACAGUAUUCAGACAACAGAAAUAUGGGAUCAUUCCUGAAAGUUAUAACUAAAUGAUAAAUGUAAAAAGGCAAAUAGAUAAAGAAACCAAUAUAAAGAAAAUGUUAAAAUAAAUACUGAAAUAGGAGUAAAGAAAUGAUGCAUGAAUGACUUAUUAAGCAACACAGCUGAAGUCCUCUGCAGCACAUUAGUUUGAACAGAUUAGAAUCCGUCACUUAGAGGUCUCCCUCAUGUCUCCUCUGCUCUCUUAUUGUGUGUCCUUAUAGGUGUGCUGCAUGUUUGCGAGUGCUGAAUAUUCCAACUGUGGAGAGUACGAGUUCUUCAACCACACCAGUAACAGCUGCCAGCCAUGUCCUCAGUGCCAGCCGGGACAAGAGCCGGUGAGAGAUUCACAAAACUUUUCAUUGAGAUCACAGUCUUUCUUUUUUUGGUCCUUGUUGUUGGAUUGUUUAUUCAUACACCUGAAAUUUCUGAUUUUAUUUAAAAUAAUUGGGGUCAGGAACCUACUAUGUGUCAUAUUUGUUCAGACCACCCACAGAGCACUCACCCAUGAUAGCACACACACAGCUGCACAGUGAAGGGUGUCUAAAUUCAAUUGAACAAUGUUUUCUGGUUAAUUGCUCUUAUUGACAGCAGUGUGAAGGCAUGCAUUAUGGUGACUGACUUUUCAGUAGUCACAUAGUGAUUUAGCCUCUGUCAGACUGCAUCAGCCAAGAACAACAGACUGCAGGGAAAUGCAUGAGUGGGCACCUCACAAUGCCACACCCUAUUAAAGGAGACAGCAGUGCUCAAGGGUGAACAGGAAGAAUUACAGUCACUAUCAUUUAUGUAGGAGCUGCAGAUGUUUUUAUAUGUCUGUGAAUUUUCUUCAAUUCACUCACUUUGCUUUUAACCAGUCAGGGGUCGGCAGAUUGUCUUGACUUUUUAAGUGAAUUUUACGACAUAAUAUGGAACAUUUUAUGGAUUAGAAAAUACUCAUACUCAAAAAUACAGCUGUAUUUAGGCACGAUAAUGGUUCUGAAUAUGUUGAACUACAUUGAGUUAGGACUUAUACCCCUACUUUAUAAAUACCCAUACCUAACUGAAGAAUAAGAUUCAAUGAACACGUUUUAUUGAACUGACCUGUGGAGACGACAAGAUGACAGCUCUACUGGCAGCUCAGUGAAGAUGUACUUAUGUACAGUUUUGUGAUACGCGUAAUAAUGGUGGCUGAUAACAACAUAAGGACCCUGAAGUUGGGCAGGCUGCAAAAUUUAAUACAAUGCUAUACAACACCCUACAAUGUUACAUUGCAGCAUGAUAUGAUGUAAUAAAAAAUGAAGAAUAGUAUGAAGUGGUACAAUGUGAUAGAAUUGAUACAAUAUGAUGCAAUGGGAUACAAUCAUUGACUGUUUAUAGAAUGGACGCUGUCUGCCUCCUCACUGGGUGAAGCCAUCGAGAACAGCACCCUCUGUUGAUGGGCUGAAGUAUAGGUCAUAAAUCCCACCUCCGCCAGCAAAGCUUAUGGAGCUGUGGACAAACUUUAGAAAUUUAUUACACAGAAUAUAAAUUUUUCUCCCCCCUGCUUGUGAUGUUGACAUGUAGCUACUGUCAGACUGGUUUGUGCUCAAGUCCUCUUUUUUCUGUAGCUCUGUUUUUAAAAGUUGUUAGGGGGUUCAUGUUUUCUGUGAUUGACACUUGAUAAAGCCUAUGGGUGUAUGAAGAUUGCAUAGCUCACCAGAGGGAUAUGCUGUUUGAGAUGAGCGUCAUCACAGCGACUCUUGGUGACUCUCCCGCCUAAUGCGCACAAUACUGCUGCACAAGAGGUGGUUCUAGGAAGCGUGGAAAAUCCCAGAAAUACAGAGAGCAUUCAGCUUCAAAUUCGUAUAAUGACGGAAGGCGGAACCAAGUUGUCCUUAGUAUAUACCGUCUAGGGAUGGGACAUAAUAUGCUUUGUUGGCCCUUGGGAGAAAGAUGUCCAGGGGCCUGUUCUACGAAGCAGGAUUACUGCUUAGUAAGGUAAUUUCGAGGGUAAGUUCGGGGUUUCCUGUUCUUCGACGCGGGUUCACUUCUUAGCGAGGCGAGUCUCCAUGGCAACGUACGCUGAAAAGCUAACCUGCUCCGAGGCAGGUUAGGUUUCAGAUUGAACUCACUGAGUAUAAAAACCCCGCCCACUGACCAAUGAGCUCUCUCGAAAAAUGGCUUGUCCGUUCUUGGAGGAUCCUUUAGACCUCAGUGCUCACAUUGUCCGAGGAGCACUCCGGCGCGCAAGAGUUCUCAGGGACUGCACGGACCUGUGCUUUUGCAGCGGCGACGGUGUUGCUUUUGAGAUUCAUGAUAGAUUUGAAUUCUUCAUACUUUCUCAUGAUCGUCUCCUGCUCCUCGUUUGUAAAGUACGCGGUCCUUCGCUCUCCGGCCUGCUCUUACGCUCCAGACUGGUCCAUGUUUUUGAUUGGUCAGAUGCGGCGGGCAUCGCCUUACAUGCAUGCAUGCGCUCAUAGCAAAGCUGGAUCCACUUACGAGGUUGAUAACCAGCGUCGUAAGACCGUUUAGCGAGACUGCUGGCUACCGCCCUAAGUUGAGCGAGGUAGCACCAAGGCUACCUCGCUAGGUUGAACUUGCUUCGUGGGACAGGCCCCAGGACUCAAGUGCUGCAACCACAGUAUAUAAACUAUGAUGACUGUUUUGGUCCAGUGCUUUUGCAUGCUGAUCUUUGCUACCACAGAUUAAGGUAAGGCUUGUACAUGGAGCAAUAAUACUAGUAAUUCACUGACCAGGUCCUAAAUCUGAGUGUUUCAUACACAGAGAAAAGACCUGACAAUGAUGCUCUCUGAACUCACAGUCAUUCAGGUUUUGAAGUACUCACUUUUACAGAACAUGAUCAUAUGUAUUAAAUUUCAUACAAUCUGUUCCAAAGUGUAAACUCAAAACCUCAACUGCUAACAUCAUGAUUGUAAAAAAAGAAAAAAGAAAUAGAUAAGCAAUAUUUGUUUGGAUUCAUCCCCUGGGGACAAGGAACAUUAUUACAGAGACUGUAAUAUAAUCCCAAUUUGGUGGAUUUUGACAUGUUAAAGUAGCAGACUGACAGGUAAACGUGUGGCGAUUAAAGAAACUUGAACUUGAACUUGAAACCCUCCAUCAUUGUCAUCCUGGACUGCCAUUAGACUGCAAGCUUGGUUCUCAGGAUGUCACCUCUCAUGAAAAGGAUUACAGCUUUCUGAUAACUCUAUUUCUCCAUUUUCUUUGCAUAUUUUGGGUCCAUAAGCACAAGCAUAUGGAUAUAAUGAUUGUUUUUACUGAAGUUUUGAUCAUUUUAUUCCUGCAUAUCACCUUACUAACUGAAGCAGCAUCCACAAAAAUAUGUCUUGUUUAAACUUCUAAAAUAAAGUACUUCACUGUCCAACACCAUAAGCACCUUAGUGUGAUCAGUCAGAGCUCUGUCAUAAAGAGUAAUUUGUCCAUUUCAGACGUUUAAUCAGAGAGAUCAGAGCCUUUCUUUGCACUUUCCUCUUUGGGUGCCACAGUCUGUAAUUCAUCCAUAACUUUGUUCCCUUGUGCUUUUUUUCUGCACGUGUGUGAUUUCUGACACCCCUUUAAUCAUGUGACAACCAUUAGGCUCCUCUUCACAACAGAAACUGUAGAUAGAAAACUUGUUAAAACUCAUCACGUAUUUAAUCUUUAUAUUUGCGGCUUUGAUUUGAUUUAGAUUGAGUCUAAUGGAGAGGCAUCGCAUUUUAAAGCUUGUUUACAAGAACAUAAUCACCAAAGCAUGAACUCAGUUUCAGAUUUCUUCAUUAUAUUGUGUAUUGAAAGAGAUUAAGAGUUGAGAAUGUAUUCUAUGGUUGGAUAUUGAACUUCUGAGUCAGCUUGUGCAAUGUAUAAAAGCUGCCCUGUGUUGAGAAGGGUCUCCCACAGGACCUUGCGGCUUGUUGGUUUAACAUGUAUAACAUGUACUGUAAAUUUUCCCUUUUAUGGCAUGUCAUCACCCUCUUCCCCCCCUGCAUUUUCAUUCUUUCUCGUUAUUAUAAACUUUCACAUACAGGAGAAAGUAUUUGCUCUUAAUCGUAGGUCCCUCCCUCCUCCUCACCUCCUUGAUACAUGAAAGGUACGAUUCAAAGAGGUGACACAUUUGCUUUGAAAAGAAAGAGCCUUUCAAUCAGUCGGGAACUGCUCUAAAUGCAAAAGCAGAGCCAUGUUGUACAAAAGAUCCAAAGAGAACUUUAACCCAAAGCGACAACAUCCUGCUGAUAGCUCAACUCAGCUUGAUAUCAAACAAUCAAACAGAGACUUAAGGACGUCAAACAGAAGGGAGAAAUUUUAGACGUCUCAGAAAGCUGGGCUGCUGUAGCCCAAAGCAAUGAGGCAGAGGCUUUUUUCAAUAGACGGAUGAAAGUAGGGGAGAAAUGAAAGAUGAAAGAAAGUAAGCGAAAGCGGGGAUGUUUUGGUGAAUGUGUGUGUGGCCUGUCGCUCGGCCACCCUGCUGUGAGAACUUCACAUGGAGAGAAAGGAGGAGCUCGAUAGCAUCAGGAGGGAAUGAUGAGCUGGUCAUUUUAAACACUACCAGGCAUGGAAAGCUGUACAAACUUAAGAAAACACACACAGGGACCUCUGUGGCCAAUCACAAAUUUUCUUUUGUCAUCUCCAAACCGCAAUGCUGGAUUAGCUAAGCACGCGGAUUAAACCAGAUGUGUGUUAGCGAGUGUGUGGGGUGUUUUUCCUUCGAGUGUGUUUGUCCACAGGACAGUUGUAAAUCAUCAUGUUGAUCUAAGGAUGAGUUCAUUUAAAAUUUAAUCAUAGCAAAUGCACUGCAGAAGGAAAAUGCAGAUAUAACGUGUGUGUGUGUGUGUGUGUGUGUGUGUGUGUGUGUGUGUGUGUGUGUUGCAGGCCUGUGGAUACGGUACGAAGGGUGAGGACUUUGCCUGUGUGCCGUGCCCACAGGGGAAAUACUCCAAAGGAAAGUAUGAGAUCUGCAGAAGGCAUAAAGACUGUGACGCCCUCUACAAAGCCACUGUGCGCUUAGCAGGCACUCCGGAGAGUGACGCUGAGUGUGGGCCCUGUUUACCAGGGUAAACAACACACACACACACACACACACACACACACACACACACACACACACACACAAUUCUACUCACAAACACAAUUUAGCCACAGUUCAUGCAUAGAAAUGACUUCCCUGACACACUCUGCAAGUAUAAGGCCAAAGAAACCUCAAGAACUUUUAAGAUGUUUCAUAAGGUCAGGGAAAAAUGACUAUGUAUACUUGCAACAACAAAAUGUGUAAUGAUUAAACUACGAUUAAAACUAAUUUAAAAAAUAGUAUAGGUGGAAAAGGUAGAUGAUGGGAGAUGAUGGUUUGCUACAUCAGAUUUUUGGUUCCUCAUCACUCCUCAGUUUUAUAUUCAUCAUGCUGAAAUUGAGGAGUGAUGAGAUAGUUUCUUAAACCCUCUAGAUAAAGCCAGCCAGUGGAUUCUGGGGAUGGUGAUAAGGGCAAAGACAGACAGCUGAAUUUGGAGGAUAAGUUAGUCAUGCGGUUGUGUGGCUGAAGGCUCUGCACCAUAUGGUGGUCAUACGGGCAAUAAGGAUAGUGUGGUUGAUGGAGGAUGAUGAUCUGAGAGUCUGUCUAGGUGUGUUUAUGUAGGAGUUCAGUCAGGUAGGGAAGAGAGAGGUUAUGGAGGGCUUUAAAGGUUAGGAGGGGGAUUAUAUAUUUUACUAUAUAUAACUGGGAGCCAGUAAAGCUGGGGGAGAACAGGGUAGAUGUGACUGAUAGAAGGGGUCCUGGUGAUGAAGUAGGCUGCAGCCAUGUCAAAAUGGAAAAAAAAUUAUGCAAAAUCUAUAGAUGUCAACACAAAGGCAAAGACAUGUAGCCUGUAUUGGCUGAGCGAGAUCGUGUUGGUUCGUUCCACUUCAGUGGGGCAACAUAAACUCUGAUUCAUAAAAUAGCUCUAUUGAUAGUAAGUACUAAAAAAAAUAUCUACUCAUGCCAUCCGGUCGAUUUUUCGUAAUCAGUGUUUUGUCAAAGUGCUGCACAUAAAUAGACAAAACAACGACAUAAAAAACAAUCAAAAAACAAUUAAAACAAUGGAUAAAUUAAAAGCAGAAUUAAAAAGUAAAAUAUAGUUUCAAUGUUUUUAAAAACUAAUUUAAAAACAUAGAAACAAAUAACUAAAAAACAAACCAUAAAACACUAAAACAGGAGCCGAGUCUCAUGCAGGGUUAAAAGCCAAUGAAUACAAUUGGGUUUUAAGACGAGUUUUAAAAACCUUAACUAUCGGAAAGUUCAAAAAGUAUCUCUAAAGCUAGACUUUUUCACUGCAGAGCUGUUUAAUGGAUGCUAGGUAGGUAGGUAGGUAGGUUGAAUUUAUUGUCCCCGUGAGGAAAUUCAUUUGCAGUAAGUUAAAGACAUGCACAAAGACAGCACACAUACACAUUUCCAUACACUGUCCAAUAUAAAACAAAACGAUUCAGAAAAGACAAUAUAAUAGUGCCAAGUUGAAUAUUAAUUUGUGAAAAAUAAACAAGUUUAGAGUCUGUUUAUGAUACUGUUUUUCAUUUGCGGGAAAGAUGAAUAUUUAUGACAAUAUUGUUUACCUGCUCCGACAUGGAUAAGCUCAGUCAGACCAAAUUAGAUUAAUCCUUUAGAUCUAAAACUUCUCAUAAUUUUUCACAAAUUAAGGUCAUCUUGUUCAGUCAGCUGUACGCACGUUGAAGUAAAUAUGUAAUAACCAUACACAAAAAUAGCCUUUACUUUAAAGAGAGGGUAUUAUGCAUUUUCUUCAGAUUCUACACUUCCUGUCUCAUUACUCUUUAAUAUUGAACUAGUAAGUGGAGCAUAUGAUACCUACAUAAGCAUUUUAGCGAAUCUCAGGUUUUUGUGCAGUCUCACAUUUUGAACAGUUUACAUCCGUUUUCUAAGAUUAAGACAACGUUGUGAUUUGAAACUUUGCAUAGUAUGGACACCAAACUUUGUGACUUUGCAGUUUUUGUUGUAAAUGUGGAAAAGCAUAACAACACUCAUUUAAAUGUACAUAACAGAGUAUGAAUACUGAGGCAGUGGACAUCAUUCCUUCUCUUUCUUCAACAUGGGUUCACACAAAUAGACAGAGAACCAUGUUGCCUUCAUUUGAAAACUCUGCCCUCUAUUGUUUUUAAACACGCACUAAAUCCUCAACUUCCAUUUGCACAUGACAGCUGCAGAUGCAUCCCCUGUCACUUAAAAAAAUAAGUCAAUAAGGAGUUUUUAAACGUUACCAGACCCUCCUCUUCUCUUUCUUGCCUGUCCUUCCCAUCAUCCAUCACUCCUCUCCUUUUGCCUCUCUGGAGAAAUUGACUUUUUGUUUCAACACUAGACUUACAGUUACAACAUAUAAGCAUGUUAUUUGGUUGUUUUUGAACUUCUGCUGCGCAACAAAUAAUUUAUACAGUAAUGUUUAUGAGGAAAUGUGUUUUUCGGAGCCAUGGGCCGAACAAUGCUGAACUCUACUCUUGUCAGUUUGGUCCUAAUGUUUCUACACUGAGUGCAGGAUCAGCACUCAAUGUAUCUGAAACCAAAGACCUGAACAGUUUUAAAUGAAGUUCAGCAAAGGUAAAGACCAGAAAAAGAGAAAAAAAUAAGCUUGCUGUAAGAGUCCCCUGGUUCCUCACUUUAUCAAUGCUCAUUUCCUAAAGGCAUGGUUGACAAUCUGAGAAGCAGUUGAAAAAAACUGAGCCGUUGAGGCAGAUUUGAAGAAAGUGUCCCACCCCCCACACAAAAACCUCUCCCCUCUGUGCUUCACGAUAACUCCCCCUUGAACCUGUAUCGCUCUCCCCAAGACACACCCCCACUGGCAGAGGUAAAAGACAGCCGGCAGAAGAUCCUAUGCUAGCUUCAAAUAGAAUUCACCAUGUUGGAUUGCUAGUGACUAGCAGCAGUAAACGCCAGCUCUGCUAGUUCUGUGAGAACCGUCUGCAGCUGCCUGGACAGCUACCAUGUUGACAUUGCAGAGACUAAUAAGAGUUAUUUAUGUAACGUGCCACGAUAAAAGGCAAAAAUGACCUGUUCAACAAAAACUGCUGUCUCAGUUUUCAGGCCCAAAUCCAGGCGGCGCUCCCUCCACCUCUUGAACGAAGACCCGAGGUUUAUUCGAGUUAAAUUCCUCACCUCAGUCACAUUUUCCCUACGACUCUGUCCUUUCUUCUGUCAGCUUGCAUUUUCUUAGCACUUUUGGUGGUUGUUUUUUUUGCGUCCUUCUCCAUCACAGCUCCUGUAGCUAAGCUGCUGCGCUGCUUUUAGCCACUCAGAGCGCCGAGGAGGGCCAGGAGAGUGGGAGAGGACGAGUCGGAACUACAGGAGAGGGGUGUGUUGAAUACAGCGAGGUGAUUGGAUGGAGAGGCGGAGCUGGAGAUUGACCAAUAGGAGCUGUCCGGGACAGAUAGCUCCUAUUGCUCAAUGUUUUUGCAGCCCUGCACCUGCUAGGGUGAACAGAUUUUUUCCAUUCUUUUUUCUCAUCACUUGGAGAUCGCCCUAUAAGACCAUGAUCACCAUAUAAACAAGGUUCAUAAUAAAAAGUACCAAUCUCUCCUAUCAUCAUCCAUGCCUUUGAAAUUUAUAACUCUUUGUGGACUUAUUAAACACUUACUCAUGAACCAACCUUGUCUUUAAAGAAUCAGGAAUUUUGUGUCUCACAAUUAAAAUGAAAAUGGCAAGUUAAAGCUCAUGUGUUGAAAUUGUAGCUGGCUGUGAUUGGACUGAAACUAAUAAUGGUGUCUCUUUAUGACCUAAAAAGCAAACAUUUAAAUGUCUUUACCCACUGGCAGGGGGGUAGGUGUUUUUGGAUUUCAAGAUGACUCUAAAAUAAUGCAUUGUGGACUGUUUCACAUGUUUUUGAUUGUAGAUAAGUUGGAUGAUGUUUGCCCAGCAUCAUUACAGUUAAAUCAUUUGAGCUUUCCCACUGUGCACUGGUUUUGUAGUCGACAUACAGUAUAGUUACUCAUGUUAGACAGCAACAAUCCAGAAUGAGCUCUCUGUCCAACCAAUCCUGAGAAAAAGGAUUUCUCAUGCUGUGCACAUGUGCAAGAUUAAACUAAUUCUAGUUUGGGCUGAAUCCAGAUAAAUGAAGGCAUCAGUUAAUAAGCUGCACUCUGCAUACUGUUAUGAGUACAUUCUGCUUAUGUUCUCAACCUGAAAUGAUUUAAUACUUCUCCAAGUCACUGACAGACCACCCCUCUUCUUACCUUUAAUAGACACGUCAUGACUCAGGGCGAUAAUAUGAACUGAGCGGUGUUUAGUGCCCUUAAGGCAUCAAUUUUGCACAUUUCUUCACUAAGGCAAACUUUUCACCUCAGCAGCUUCUCCAAAGAUAUGCACCAUACAUGUGCAGUGUGUCUGAAAGGGAGUACAGCCACAUAUUCUCAUCUUUUAAGAUUUUUCAUUUCAGCGAUCUUCUAUAAAUGACAGUUAAAUAUCCCAGUUGUGGUGCAGCGAGACAAAAAGUCUGGUUUACACUUGUGUGUUUUAUGUCUUCUAGAUAUUACCGGCUGGAGACCAGACCCAGUAGCCCCUUUGCGAUGGUCUGCCAUUCCUGCCAGAACGCACCACCCAACACCAAAGAAUGUGAGACCAACAUCUUCCUCCCCCCUCUUCUUCCUUCCGCUCAUCUCUUUUCAACCUACCCCCACAACAUCCUCUAUUAAGUCUACGAAUUUCCCCUUUUUCCUCUUCAACAUGUAUCUUCACACAGACCUGUUUUCCUCUGGAUUCAAAGCUAGCCAACAUUAAAGUUGUCUGUCUAAAUGAAAGGAAAUAAAAGGGGACAGGCUGGGCAAAAGCAGAUGUUGAGAGCCUGGACUUGGUUUGGGGGAAUUGUUGGAAUUCAGAGGUUGUGUAUGAGUUCUGCCAGAGUCUAUGGUCCCUGUCCUCCCCCAUUAAAAGACCCUGUUGAUGGACAUAGAGGAACAAAGUAACACCUCUGCAAUUUCUGCCUUUUUGGCAAAAGAUGGGUGUUUGACAGCUUAUCCCUAACUUUCCCAGCAUACCUGACACUAAAUCCAACGGUUGAAUGUUCAUGCAUGGCGCCAACUGUUGCUGCGACCACAUACAGAGCCAUUAAUAUUUAACAGAGGAUGUCAGCCUUGUUAGAGCUCAAUAUGAAACAAUGACGCAAAAUGUUAUAAAAAUAAAACAAAAAAGUAAUAAGACCCGAAAUGUAUAACUGGUCAAUAGCGUAACAAGAAGCUGAGCCCAAAACGUGUUAAGUUUUUGCCCAAAAUGUAGCAACUUGCUAUAUUUUAGGCUUUAUUACAGUUUUUCUAUAACAUUUGGGGUCAUUAUUAAAUAUCGGGCUUUAACAUGCCAGCAACAAUAACCCACCUGUCAAUCAUCUAGUGGCAGGUCAUCUAUCAAAAUAACAGAUAAAUGAUUGGAAUUGUCAGCGAUUGUCUUGUCUUGUCAAUUGUAUAUCAUAAAAAGACAUGAGUUUGAAUGCUUCAUCGUCAGUUAAAAACUCCACAGGAGGUUUAAGCUAAUUUUAUUUGCAGAAAAAUGCUCAGUGUGUUGUCAGCUAAGGUUGGUGCAAAUAUGUCACGGUAACACAGUAACUCCACUAUAAGUUACCUCUCUAUGAUCAUGACAAAACAUCAAUAUUAGAGAGGGUUUAUUAACGGAAACUGCUGUACGUGGAAGGGAAAAUACUAUGCAUAAGUACGUGUAUGCAGAUCUUCUGUAAGAGGAGGUGUGCAAAAACACAUACCUGCAAUCUCACCCCCAAAUCAGACCUUUCAGAUUCAUAGAUGUCUUUUUUGUUAUUUACAGCACAGCUUUUUUUUUUUUACGUAAGUUUGUCAUCGCCUAGUUUCUGGAUGUUGUACUGUCCCCUUUUUGUAAUUUACAUUCUCUCCAAACAGGGCAAAAUUAAGUCUAUUUAAAUAUAAAAAGGUAGAUUUCCUGUUACUUUCUUUAAGAUCAAAAAUUUCCACAGCUUAUGCUUAUUCAAGUGAGAUAAAAAGUCUUUUAAUUGUCUCAGUAUUUCUAUGAAGUUUUCAGUUAGUUGUGAUGAAAUGAAGUGACUUAUGAUGCUACUGCACGAUGGAGGUAAUUUUCUGUAAUAUGGUUAAUGUAAAACAGUCUAAAAAAAGGGGGGGGGGGGGUACUUGUCAAGAUGAGUGAUCAUAACUAAGGUGGGGCAGAUAUUUUCACUAUCCAGAAAUAUCAUUUGCGGGUUUCUCCAGAUGGGAUAAGUGAUCACAUUGACCCUGUUUUGGACCCUUACCCUUACUGCUAUAAGAACAAUAUUUAUGGUCCCAAAAUUGCUCAAACCUCCUUUGAGUGUAAUUGAAGACCUCGGAAAUGAAGGUUAUUGUUGUUGUGUCAUUUUUAAUGAGUGUGUUUUGAAAGAUGAAAACCCCAAAAAGCAGCCCAGGCCUGCAGCGGAGAGGAGAGGGAAAACUGUGCGACUGAACGUGUGAGUGAGUGUGUAUGAAUAAACACUAGCUUUUCAGCAGCGCUUUAAUUGUUUCUCUCGGGCAAGGAAAGGAGUGAUUGAUUUGAACAUUGGCAAGCUGGUUGAGUCAUUCCAUUUUUGAUUUGGAUGAAUCAAUCAUACCAAACAGUUUUUUGUUUUUUAAAUGUAUUAAUUAAUUUAUUUGUCCUUUGACUCCAUGAUUAAAGCCUGUAGCUGCACACAAUCUGAAGAUAAAUCAUUUGACACCGUUUUUAUGUAUUAGUUUGAAAAACAAGACACAGUGUGACGUUUUCACAACCAAACCUGAAAGAUGCUGCUGGUAUGAGCUAAAGCUAGGAGUUCUACAUGCUCAGGGUGAAGGCAGGCUGACACUCGCCAUGUAAUCUGUAAAUUACCCCAGCUCCUGCCCCACGCUGUGUGUGCGAUAAUUAAAUCUUUAGUGGGUAUGAAGAGGAAAGAUGAUUAGCAUGUUAGUGCUUGCACUGAUGCUACUCUUUGGCAGGCAGGCUUUAUGAGUCUGGAGGUCCGUUUCCACUGCCACUUUUAAAAGUUUUAUUGACUUUUAUUUAUAAAAUGGGCAACCAUACAACUGCAUACCAGAAACUGUAGUAACUGAAGGAACAUUAGUUUAACCUCCCGGAGAUACCUGACACACUUGGCACACAGAUGUCAUGAAUUUACAAAGAAGUCUGUUUGAGAAGUUAACCCUCUGCCUCAUACCUGCUUGAAGAGGUAUCUCUAUUUAAACCUCAAACAAAAAAGACUUUGAUUUCUUUAUUUCCCUCACUCUGUAAUCCUGCACCUCGAAGUUUGUUUGGACUUGAGAACACAGAUUGCCCUGCAGAAUUAUCGCUCUGCUCUGCAGUGCACUGUACACUCAGCCUGCAAGACAUGAUUAAGAGAUGAAACCACAAGACGCUAAACAGAAUUCCAGUUCAGGCUCAUAUCCUUAUCCAGAGAGUGUAAACACAUACCCAAAGUUAAUGUCUGCAGCCACAGGGCACUGGUGUGUGUCUGUGUCGACAUGAGGCUCCGAGACCAUGGGAAGCGGCAGGGCACAUGCCAGAAAAGAUCUACAGUAUAUCAACUUGGUGAAAUAAAAGACUGAUUAAAAGAGCUGAUUUAUGAGCUGCCAGGAGUUUACAGCUCCAUUAGGAGAGGAGAAACAGUUGAUGAAUAAUACUGACAGAGAGGCAGGGGGGUGAUUACAAGCAAUGGAUGCCUGCCUGUGUCCACAUUUCCCAAUAUGAGUAUGUUUACUUUGGUGGGAGCUGAAGGCGACAAAGUAUGGAGCUAAAAGUGUUAGUACGGAUCAUGUGCUGUAUUAAAGGAUAUAUCUUACCCUUCAGGUUUUAAAACUACAACAAUAACAUGCCCCGAUCAAUAUAAUGUCCAAACUGAAGGUAUUUCUGGGCCUUUAUCCAUGAACGGAUAAGAUACUGAAUACAUUAAAGUCCAUAACACCUAAUCUGACCCGUCUUAAAUAAUGAAACCUUUUCAGAGAAGUAGUUCAUCAUUCAUUCAUUCAUUUUUAAAGGAAUAGUUCACCAUGCCUGGAGGAAUGUUGGUUCACUUCUAAGGUUACAUGUUGUCACACGUGCGAUGUUCGUACUUGGUUAAGCACAGAGACCAGAUAAGAGGGGAACAGCUACCCUGGCUCUACUCUAAAAAAAAUCAGCACCUUUAAAGCUAAGUAAUGAUCAUGUGAAUUUUUAACAUUUUUUUUAUCAAGCUGCUUUUAGCUUUGAAGCACAGCUGACAAUUUGCUUGAUCUUCUGCCAGCUGCACCACAUUAAGUAAAGACCAGCGUUCUGACAAGACACCUGGCUCACGAGACAAAACGGGACACUAUUUCUAAGAUAGCUAAAUAAAAUAUUGGUCUGAAAAAUGCCCAAAUUCAAAUUAGAGUGUUUUUCCACUGUGGAUAAAUGGUCAUUUUUCAAUACCCUUUCUCAUGUAGCCUCUAUACAUAUGUUGCAUGACAGGGUUUUAUAGCUAGACGAUAACACGAAGAUCUGGGUGUGCUCAAUACUUACUGAAUUAAUAGUCAGUUGUACUAUAAGACUUUCUAACUGUGCCUAACAAGACAUUUGCAGUAAAAUAAAUGGGACUGAAGGUGUUUGUCUGCUGUCUACAGGUGAGUCAACAGGUGAACCGAAAGAAAAACCUCCAAUCGACCCCAGCAGCACCACGGUGUUUCCUCAUACACAUAAAGGUAUGACUUUACAUGGACAGAAGCGCACACACACACGCACGCACACACACACAUAAGCAGCUGGGAUGACACGUUUCAUCCACCUCCUAUUACCAUAAUUAAUUGUUUAUAUUUCACUAACACUUCUUUACAUCAUCACCUUCAUCUUUCAGAUCCCACUGGACAGGGUCACUUGGCAACAGCUCUCAUUAUCGCCAUGUCAACCAUUUUUAUAAUGGCCAUCGCCAUUGUCCUCAUCAUCAUGUUUUACAUCCUAAAGGCCAAACCCAGCAGCCAGGGUACGACUACACACAGACUCACAGUCACACACACACACUUGUGACAAAGGUUAGUGUUGAUAUUUUCUGAUGCUACUCCUGUGUCUGUUUGUCCACAGCAUGUUGUUCAGGACAGGUUGUAAAGGCGGUGGAAGCUCAGGCCAACAAACAGGAAGACAAGAAAGAUGUUCCAGGCAAGAUAUUAAAAUGACUUACCUACUGUGUGUUAUGAUAUCAUCAAUAUCAGAGUUUGUGAGAUGGAAAUUGUUUUGAUAUUGAUCAAAUGAGAAGUCCUCCAGGCAGACUAUGUGGUUUUGUUUCAGCUUCAGUAAAUCAGAGCACAAGAGAGUGGGUCUAGAGAGACCAUUUUCCUGCACCAUUCUUUGGGCUCUACUUGCUGUUUCAGAUGUAGUUUGGUAAAAAAGUGGGGGACACCAGUUUAUUACUCCAGACGCUGGGGUAUGAUGUGAGCUCACCCCUCUAUACCCAGGAGGUUGUUUUGUCCAAGGUGCAACUUAAAUCUGGCCUUUACUGGCAGAUUUCUUGCCAUGACACAGAGAGCUUGUUAAAUAAGUCAGAAGCGUGACUGGCUGGACAGCACCACAUGCCCCUUGAUGCACCUGUGGCCAGUGGAUGUCAAACAGUGCCAGCAGAGGGUUAGCUGUGUGUAAACAGGCUUCUAGUGAAACUGAAUGAGGUUUAGAAAGUGAUUAUUGGACUGGUCAAAUCAAUAGAAAACAUUUAGGGAUAAACGACUGUAAUUCUGACAUGUAUCUAUUUUUUAUACUUCUCCAAUUGUACCUAUUAUUAUAUUCAAUAUUAUUACAAUGCUGUUCUGGUUCCCUUAGGCUGGCCGUAACACCAACGUUUUUUUCAUCAUAUGCAUCAAUGCUGGGAAACCAGUGAGAUGGGAAAUUGGUUUUUGCAGAUGUGCUAUGUGAUGAACUUAACUUUACCCUUAGCCUUGUCCUCAGUUCUCCUCUUUACUUUUAUUCAACAGGACAAAGUUCAGCUUGCGCUUGCCCCCGACUGCCCUCCGCUUAUUUAGAGAAUUUAUAACCGCAUGAUCUGUGUUUGACGUUUCCAACUCGUAGUGUGGUUUCGACAACUCUGCGGUUUGAAUGUCACAUGUAUCUAAUGAUUUUUCCAUCUCACCAGAACAGAAGUUCAAAAAGCAUAAAUAAAUGAAAAAAUUGUAGAUAUAAGUAUAGCAUUACAGACAGAAAUAUUGUGAAAUUAUGUGCCAGCCAUUUGUUUUCCAUUGUUUUCAUUUACAUAAAGAAGAACAGUAACCGACUGAUCCUUUCCAUGUUUUCAUAAGCGUUCCUUCCACGUUGCCAGUUUAAAAAAAGUCAACAAAUACAGUAUUCACAGAGUAGCAGAUGCAGUUUAAACAUAAUCAGCUCCCCACACAAAGCUGCACAAUUAUAGUCAUAAGGAAAACUGUCAUUAGUUGCCUUCCAUCCUUAGUUCUUCCUUACUCCAAAAUUACUCCAAACAGUCACAGUGACAGAGCAUACAAUCUGUUUAACAGCCGGUUAUGACAUCAAAGGAUACCACCCAGCAGGGAUUAGAGCAAUGCUGUGUGUAAUUUGACUCAAUCCUGCUGCAAAACAUUAAUUCAGGUAUCUGUGUGUCUGCUUUGUUUGUUAAGCUCUAUUUCACACUGAAAAAAAGUUCCCUUCAGGAUUUACUUCAGUCAAGAUGGAAGAGUGUGGAGCAGUAUGAGCAGAUGAACCAUGGGAGACCUGAGUUCAUGUUAAGAUCUGCCUUGCGACAGCCAAUACAAAGCAGAUUAAAUCUACAUGAAAUAUUUAAUCAGAAGGAGAGAAUCGUUUCGUAAGGUCUGACUCAAUCACAUCUAAAUGUUAAUCUGAGUCGGCUCUGUGUGCCAGCCGAGUAUGUGUGUGCAUGUUUCUGUUUGGAGCAUAUGCUAAUGAAACUGCUGGUUCACUGUGUGUGUGUGUGUGUGUGUGUGUGUGUGUGUGUGUGUGUGUGUGUGUGUGUGUGUGUGUGUGAGAGCAGGCUGACAGACCUGCUGCAUGAUGAGUACAUCAGGGUGGAAUGUGAAGCUGCCAAAGCUAAAGCCAUACGUUGCUUUAGGCGCCAUUUCUCCUGACAAUGAUGCUCUGUUCAAUUUCAUUCCCAGACUGACUGACUAACCACUUACAUGUGGUGUAGAUGAAUACACACUGACAGACACACACACUCAUGUGUACACAUAGACACUCACCUACUGUAACGGUGGCCACAGACACAUUAUGUGGUAUAAAGAGGUCGCUGGCUUAAUAAUUUAAUAGCUGAAAGGCACAAUAAAGUCGUUAAAGUAUGAUUAGAAAAUUAAUGUCGGCUUUGUUACUUAAUGUUGGUUACAGCGAGUGUGUGUGUUUGUGUGUGAGAAUCCUAUUGCUCGCGGCUCUACCGGAGCUAGCUGUCAUUCAAGUAGACGCUGAGUUAAUAAGGCUUUGAGAUGAAAGACACUGAUGCUUAAAAUCACAAACACACGCACACAUGCACGCACACCCACACUCUCUAUCUUUCUCACACACACACCCACACCCACACCCGCAUACACAGUAUGUGGAGUAUUUGCUCCACUUAAGCAUCCACUCAUCAAGCUGUCUGUCUCUAUCAGUGUCCAUGAUCGAAGUGUGAUUUCCAUGAUAUCAGUGUAAUCAUUUUGAACACCAUGUCACCUGCAGUUCAUCUAGUUGAGGUAUGCAUCAUUUUAGAAUUAAAUAUCAGCAAUUCAGUUAAAUCCAACUCAUGCCAGGAUUGACAGUUCAGAGCUGUGAUUCUGUAUCAUAACCAUCCACCAUGUUUCCACACUUUAAACAUCAACCACACAUCCUAUUAUCUAACAUAUUGUGUUUUUAGACGUGUACAUUCGAUACAUAAAAAAAAAAAAUAAUAAAUAACAGAAAAAGUGUUUGAGGCAGAAGCAACACUCAAUACUCAAAUUUCAUUUGCAAACUUAAAGUGAUUACCACUGACAGCCCCAGUGGUAUGUGGUAAAAUCAACCUGGCAAUUUUUAAUACACAACCCCUCAAGUAACAUAAGGUGACAAUAUUUGUCUUGUGUGCAGUUAUAAACCUUUGUAAAAAAUCAGGGUAAGGUUUUAGUCGCCGCAUUUUGCCCUUCAAUGUAAUUAUAUGCUUUAUUUUAAUUUUUUGAUACACAUUUUUACACUGGAACUGAGAUUUUUUGUUGAACAUAAGCACCCUCUGUUGGGUAGAGUUAAAAGAGUGUGCCCCAUGUUCUGUUCAACUGUCAUAUUGAUUUUUUCAGAAAUUUUUCUGAAUACUCUCAGAAAAGGGCCUAACUCAAAGUCUUUACAUGGGCGAUUAUACUCCAAGGAUAGUAUCACAUGAUCUGUUCCACUGAGUAUUUGGAUAAUUUUACCAGAGAUUGGCAGCAUCAUGAAGGACUGACUGAAGGGGGAAAAAGGUCUUUUUUGUCUAAAAGUGACAUAGGUGUUAGGUUUAAAACCUGCUUGCAUUUACCUGAAAUAAAAGGAGAAAGACAAUGGAUUAUGUUUGAGAAAUGGACAGAGAUCUGUUUUAGCUAUCUCAGUACCACUCUAAGGAUACUUUCUCUGUCCGCAUCUUUUAUUUAGAGAUGUCCCUGGUUACACAAUGUUUCUAAAAGGGUGGGGGUAAAUGUGCUGCAAAGUAAGCAUUUAAUAAUGAACAAUUUGUGAAUAGCUGAAGGUCAAGGCGGCAUCUAACGAGCUCCUUCUGAUAUGCGUGUAUCCUUCCCAGAAUCUCCCUACGAUUCAUCCUCGGAGGAUACGUCACCCCCACACCCACACCUGCUGAUAGGAAAAACACGGUCACAGAAAGAGAAAGAAACUUUGAUGUCUGUGUAGUAAAGCUAUUGGAGAGAGAAGUUAGGAAACACUCUUAUAUGAUAAAAAUACUCUUAUAUAAUUUAUAAAAAGAUGUCAAAGCAGUUUAUACUUGUAGUAUAAACUCUUACAUAAGAAUAUGAGGAAUAAUGAUAACUUCUAUAUACAUUUAUGCACAUUAUUCUAACAAUAGGCCAUUAUUUUAAGAAGGUGACGAGAUGCUAUCCUAAUGUACAUGAAGUCAGAUCUUCCUGGUGAAUAUGCUCUUUAUCCCUGUGGUAUGUAAGUGAAAUUCUGUAAAAUUAAUUUCAAUUUUUUUUCUGAGUAUACUGGUUUGCAGUGAAUUUAUUGCUGCCCGCCACAGUAUGUUUACGAACAAUAUACUUAUGAGAAACUUUUGAGAAACAAUUGCAGCUGUUACCAACUCCCAAUUGUUGUCUAUUUGUAAUUUUAAUCUUGCUGACUUUUUUGUGUUCAAUUAUUGCUUUUAACCCUUAUAUGCCCCCUUUUUGUCUUUUAGACAAUGUGGUGAUUUAUUCAGAGAAAGAUGAGUUUGACAAACUAAAGGCUCCUCCUCAGAAGAUGGUGAAAAGGUGAGAGAUUUGUCCAGUUUAAAGAAACAAACUCCAUGAAAUGAAUGAAUGGAUUGUUUUUUAGUUAAUGAUUAUAUCCUCACAAGGGUGUACUGUGUUUUUCUAAUCCCGUAUCUCCUGAUUGCAUUGCUGCUUCUGGCGCCCUUUUUUUUCAUCUGAGUUUCAAUAUUUAAAAAAAUCCCCAUGGUGGUGUCUGUAUGUCUGUGAAUUAUGUUAACCUUGGGGUACAUAUGUGUUUCAACACAGCCUAAACUAUUUAUGGAUAACUUUGUGUUUACUACUUUAUGUGUGUGAACCCCAAUAACAGUAAAUGUACCCUCCUAAUACAUCAUAUACUUGAGAAUAUUUCAGACUGCAUCUAUGGGUGUUCAUUUGAGUGUGUUUGCAUGUUGAUUUGGCAACAUAGAGACUUUAUACAACAUUAAGAGUGUUUAUUUCAGUACUUGCAUAAGAUUAAGCAAGUCUCUGCAGUAGAGGUAAUGCUAUUGCCCCCUUUUUUUUCCAGCAGCAUCUACAAGGACUUACAGUAUUUGUGCCUGUGUGUGUGUGUGUGUGUGUGUGUGUGUGGGCAUGAAAACAGCAAGCAAUUUGGGUUAUGGGCUUUUUUCAUGAAACAGCAAGCCAUUUUGUGGCUUUGGAGCGGGCAGAGAGGUGGGUUUUGGGUUUUUCUCUGAGGCAGCAUAAAUGAGCCCUAAAGCCAUGCAAACAGUAAAAGAUGGACAGAGGAGGGGGGUGUCGACGCCGAUAGGGGUAUUUAUUCUAGGCUGCGCCUAAAACCACCACCAGGUGAAAGCAUGUCUUGGCAGACAACAAAAGAACAACAGUUUUCUCACCUUCUCUCUGUGUGCGUCUUAUCUCACCAUGUGCAGACAAUAGUGCUUUAUGGGUACUAGUGGCUCGAGUGCUGGGAGAAGUGUGGGAACACUUGAUAGCACACAGUAUUAGAAACAAAGCGACAGUGGGCCAUUGUGCUCAAAUGUUACUGUGCCCAAUUUGACCAUGCCGGUAUUGAUACUCAGUUCCAGUGAAAAAAGGAGGGAUGCAAAUUAUAGAAUAGAUGAGACACACAUACAUAUCCACACACACACACACACACACACACACACACACACACACACACACACACACACACACACACACACACACACACACACACACACACACAGGCACACCUCUUCUUAGCAUUGAUGGCAAUAAACAGUGUGGUAAUGCUGCAUGCCAGAGGAUGUGCUAACUCACUGCUUUAGCUGCCAGCGUGGGUGUUAGGUGUCUGGGAAACAAAGCCAUUUUGUGUACACGUUCAGGAGUCGAGCUCAGGACGCUGAAACAAUGCCAUUCUGUGAGCAUCUCUGUCAACAAGGUGCUUUUGGGAGAAAAUCCAGUGCCGGCAUAUACGGAGGAAAAAGUCGGGUAAUAAAGUGAUAUUACAUGGUAUCAUGUUGUAAACGCCCCACUUUUUCAGUCAAUCACAGGAAGGAAUUAAAAACAUCAGCAGCCAUGGCAACGACAACAACAACCUCAUUCUUCCUCAAGUCAUUUUUAUCUGUCAAAGUCCCAACUAGAGCAUUAAAGGAGUCACUCUGUUUGCCUUGGCCGCCAGUGUAUAUAAAUACAUCUACUGUCUUUAUUUUAAUAAGCAGAACCAAAUUAGUGAGGAUGCAUUUGUUUAAGUGUGAGCCAUGAAAUAACAAACACAGGACCUACGAGUAAAAGCAGCUCAAACGAAUCAUGUCAAGCUCUUUAAAAACAUCUCUGAGUCUUUCGUAUACUGGUGCAUGAUAAGAGAUGUUAUUUUUUAUUUUUUUUAUGUACCUCACCAUUAUUGUAUAAAUGGGAGGAAAAACUUUAUAAAGGUUGGGCUAAUUGCAAGGCUGUUUAAUUGUUAGCUAUGUAACACUAACAAUUAAAUAAAACCUCAGCCUGCUGGUAACCUAACAAGAAACAACUGGCAGAGUGUGUGUGUGUUUGAAAUAUUUUAUGUGUAAAUAUGUUCAAAUAUGUCUUUGCUUCCAUCUGCAGUGAAAAUGACGCAUCGUCAGAGAAUGAGCAGCUCCUGAGCCGCAGCAUUGACAGUGAUGAGGAGGCGUCUGAGAAACAAAGUUCAGCAGAGACCAACAACCCCAAUGUUUGCCUUGUCAACAUGGCUAACAAACCCGACCUGUGCCUACUCUCUCUGGGCCUCUUAGACCGCGACAGAGUCUGCAACGGGAAAUCCGCCGUUGCAGCCAGUCAGGCAGAUAAUAUCCUAAGUCCCAACCACGUCAGCAACCUCAACCACAUCACCAGCACAAACCACAUCAGCAGCGUGAACGCAAUCAACAACAACAAUAAAACCCUAGGGGUAGGAAGACGAGGCUGUUAAUGAGCUUAGUGGAGCCAGAAAUACAUCAUUAUAAAUAGAUGAUGGUUCACUUUGAGUUGGAAAUCUCUUAAUGCUGUUAUCUUAUUUUUCACACAGAUGCUGCAGAGUCGGAGGAAAAAGAUCCUGGAUCUGUAUGCCAGAGCUUGCAAUGCAACAGAGGGUGAGACUCCCAUUCACAGACCAAAAUAUCCAUCUAACCAAGCCUUGUAAUUAAUUAUUGAUUUCUGCUCAUGCUGUGAGGACAUUUUACUUCUCUCUGGUGUAGAUAGACUUUCUUUAUGAACUGUACUGAAGUGAGAAAUGAAACUUAUUUACAAGUAAAUUGCUUUGGGAAGUAACAAACUGCAUUUCGGAAAAAGCAGUAUGUUAAACAGUACAAAGAGGAAAGCUUGAUCUAUACAUUACUUCCACUGAAUGCCUUACAGAGCAUCUUUUGGAUAAAAUCAAACAUUAGCACAGUCAAACUGGAUUGUUUAAGCAGCAUCGAUGGCUGAUGGGGUGAGGACCAAACAUGAAGAUUUCUGUUGUGAGGUCGUACUGAAGUAAUGUCAUCUGAAAUUCAUCUGGUCUAUAUAACUAUGCUUAAAUGUGGGUGUUUGAUAGAUUGCUUGUUUAUAAUCAUCCUUUUCAUUUUCAGCUUUUGCAUGCUAACCUUUUAAGAUGAACCUUAAACACAAAAGGCAGGUACAUUUUACAAGCACUGAACACAAACAUGCUUGAGGCUGGUGAAACUGAAAAAGUGAUGUUAGUGGUAGAAAGCAUUAAAUGCGGAUACGUGUAAAGACAAGCAGAGGGGCACUAAACUGUUCGCCUGAAAAAGUAAUGGUGGAAGCUGACGAGAUGUUCACCACCCUACUAAGUAAUCCAUUUUACAUGAUUAAAGUCAUGCACAGAAAUAGUAGAAUAGAAUAAACCAAAUGUUCACAUGAGGAGUCAGAGGAUCCUAAAACUCACCUAGGACCUUGACUUUGAGCGUACUUGUUUAUCCAGUAUUUGACUGAUUUUAAACUGACCAACAUUUCCAUCCUCACCACCAAAUCACUUGUGUGAUUAAAAAUCAAAUACCAUCCAUAGCUGUGCUUGACACCAUACUCUGACAGCUCUAACCCUCAUGUUCCUCUGCAGGCCUGAGCCCCACAGAGCUCCCCUUUGACUGCCUGGAGAAGGCCAGCCGCAUGCUGAGCUCCUCCUACAGCAGCGAGGCGGCUGUUGUGAAGACAUGGAGGCAUCUGGCUGAGAGCUUUGGGCUAAAGCGAGACGAGAUUGGCGGGAUGAGUGACGGCCUGCAGCUCUUUGAGAGAGUGAGCACUGCAGGAUACAGCAUCCCUGAUCUCCUGACACGCCUGGUACAGAUCGAGAGGCUGGACGCUGUAGAGUCGCUCUGUUCAGACGUCCUGGGCAGCAGUGAGAUGGCAAUGGCAGCCGGGCGACGGGGCAUAAACAGCUUUCACAGCCAGUUAGUAUGUCCAUCUCCAUGCCCUUCUCCAUCCCAGCGCUGUGCCAGUGUCUAAAUAUGCGCUGGAGCAAAGACUUCAGAGACUUGGAUGCCUUACAGUAUAUGGACAGAUACUGCUCUGACAAAGAGGACAGCACAUGUAGAGUAUCCACUAUAUUCCCAUCACAUGAAGAAUUUCAGAUAACCUCCCUAUGCACAAUCCUUUCUUUCUUUCUUUCUUUCUUCUGUGGGUUUCUCUGUCAAGAAGCUAGUAAACCUGAAUACUGAGUAUAACUUCGAUCUUCCUUCUCCUGAAGUGUUUAAACCAAAAUUCACAGACCAAAGAGUUAAAACUUUAAAGCUAAGGUGUGCUAUUGUCUAGUUUGCCAGUUCAGACAUUUUGGCCUUUAAAGGAGCAAAAUAUAUCAAAACUAGAUCCUGUUUUAAUGGAUUUUUACAUUUUACCUGUGCUACGUAAUGCUAGAGGAUGUUGGUCAAUAAUAGACAGAACAACAGUGAGCUGGAUGCAAACAAAGAAUCGAGUUUACUUUUAUAUUUCCUAAUUUUUGUGGGUUAUGCAGUUUCAGACGAGCAGAGGCAAUGGUGUGCUGAUGGUAAGGGUCACUGUGCAGCUCCUCAGCAGCAGUGCUACAAUAGUGCCUUUGUAAUUAACAAACUCACGUGAAAGAAAAACAAAUAUGAACUCUCUCUCUGGGAUUUGUGAUCAGGACUAAAAUCUUUUGAUGAUGCCACAACCUGUAACUCUGAGUAGUAGCUUGUGUGCAUGCAAAGAAAGCAAAGUGGGCAUAUUUAUAACUAUACUUUGAGCUAUGGGGCCACCAAACAGCAAGUACAGCAGAUAUGGACUUGAUAGUUGGAAUUGAAAUAUGUAAGAUUACAAAUAUCAGGUUUUAUCUGGUAGUUAACUCAUGUUGUCUUGUGCUGAGUUCUAGUGCUCUUACAAACACUACAGGACAGUAUUUUCUCCGUUACAGAGUCCUGUUAAGAUAUUAUGUUGGUUAUUUGUGACCAUAUGGUGUUAAUUUCUGGUUGAUUUAGUGAAUUAUUUUCAUCUGAAACACUGACUCAGCUUUAUUAAUCAACAUCAGUAUACUAAAUGUGGAAACAGUGAUAAAAAUAUACAGUUUACAGGACAGUUGGAGUGAACCAACCCCCCCUGAGGUACUGUAACUGGUGUGUUCAGUGUUAGUCCUCUGUGAUGCUUGAAUACAGCACUGCUCUGCUGCUCACUUACACUUAUGUAAACCUGCACAACUCAACACUCACACAGCAGCAUGCUGUCUCUUAUGGUAACUACUUCCUCAGCAGUGACCCAGUCUGUGACCCCCUACCUCUAUAAUUCGUCUUUUCCCCACAUUUUCCCCUUUACCUCAAUGCUGCGGUCUUGUGCUGCCGCCAGACCUAAUUAUUUGGCGUGUGGCUGCCUGGGCCCCUAAUAGGCUGAAGUGUUGUGGUUUACAGAGCGGGUGCAAAGUGCCUGUGAUUUCCAGCACCCAAUUAAGCAUUUAGGGCCACUUAACCACUGAAAGCCCAGUGGAAAAGCUUUAAAACCCUGUAUUAAAAAGAGAGAUGGCACAGCAGAGGCAUGACUAACUGCCCCUGGGGGCAGCUGCGCCAUGAACGGUGCAGGAAUGCAGCUGGUCGUGGUGGAGGCAGUGCUAUGGUCGUCUGACCUUACUCAGCUUUUGCGGUCAGCUCAGUCAUGCUCAGAAAGGAUUUCAGCUCCCCUCUCGCUGCCCUUGGGGACCAAUAAGGCAAAUGAGAACAAUAUGCAGCUGUCCAGGUUACAGUCCUCUGUGAGGCAGCUGAAGCAAGUGUUGUAGGUAAAGAGGCACAGUGGAGCUCUGCCAAGCAUUCAGUUCAACUUUCUAAAAAGGUUCAAGUAAAUGCACAUUUGAGCUCCAUUAAUAGUCAUGAUGUUAAGAGAUAAAGUGCUGUAGGUUAGCAUCUCACUUUUAUGGAGCAGUUAAGCUUCAAAACGCAGCAGUAAGCUCUAAAUGCCAACUUAAAUAAGCAUUGCCAAGACUCCCUUUGAUCCCAUUUCUUGGUAAUAAGGCAGAUCUUUAUCUGGUGCCUGAUGUUGUCAGCAUAAUGUCCCAUGGCAGCUCUGCAUAAAAUCAAAUACAUCAGCUGCUGCCAAGUUCUUUGUCUAAUCCUUUUUGUUCAUUUUCACAGAGCAAACUUUGGGGCUGGACUCCAGUGCUUUAAAUUAAUUAAUGUGAAUGUUUAUCAAGCAUGUAAUCAUCUUUGUUCUCUUCAUUACCAUCUGUCUAGUCAAAUUAAACAUUUACAGCCAAAUAUGCUGCUUUUCCAAGCAGACAUGUCUACAUCAGAGCCGAUACAUUUCCAAACAAGAAACAGAUUACUAUGACCUGGAUGACUGAGAACCUUCACAGACAUUUCCCCAAAGGUUUACCUUGUUUUCUUAACCAUGUUUUAUGCUGUUUAACUUUUGUAAAUAAUCUUAAUGGUGUUUCUGUUGAACUGAAAUGAAAUGGACCAAAGCCCUGUUUCCACACAGGCUAAAUCUUGUCUGACACGUAUUAUGAUGAUAGGAUGAAAUACAGAAGCCAAACAUGAUGUACUUACCUCAGUAGCACACACAGUAUAACAGAAUAUGUAGAAACACACACAAGCUUUUCACAGAACCAAGUAUAACUGUAUAUAUAACUUAUUACUGUACAUACUGUAUACAUUAAUAAAGACAGAAAAAUGGC
Molecule: messenger RNA, 46445 nt
Organism: Xyrichtys novacula (pearly razorfish)
Lineage: Eukaryota; Metazoa; Chordata; Actinopteri; Labriformes; Labridae
Source: the annotation of a GenBank genome assembly